Pelobates cultripes (western spadefoot toad) is the source of this 70930-nucleotide messenger RNA. Lineage: Eukaryota; Metazoa; Chordata; Amphibia; Anura; Pelobatidae. The record is from the annotation of a GenBank genome assembly.
CUUAACAAAGAUGGCGGAAGCCAGUUUUACGCUCCGUGACGUAGAAGCGCCCGGGCAUCCAUGCCUCGCAGUGCCCUGGCCGCAGUGUGUAGGCUCACGGUGUCUGCAGUCGGGUUGUAUCCGGUGCUGCCGUUACACUGCCGGCCGGCUGCUGUGACCCCAUGGAUGUCAGUCCGAGGUCUCCAUGCACCCAGGCAGCGUUGUGUUUCCGGGCUGAGGCCGACAGCCGCCCCUCCUCCCGCUGUCAUCUUCCCCCGCCCCUCACGUGUUUGCCGGGUGUCAGUGAGUUGCGCUGCCGGGUGCCGCUCUGUCUGCUCCGGUGUGUGAUUUGCAGCCAUGCUUCUCUCCGCCGUGCUGCACACCUACUCCCUGCGCUACAUGCUGCCGGCCGCUCUCAUGCUGGGCACGGCGCCCACCUACCUGCUGGCAUGGGGCUGCUGGAGGGCCCUGAGCACCAUCCUGCCCCAGAGAGUCUACUGGAGGGUGGACGACCGGCUGUACACCAUGUACCAGAGCAUGGUGCUCUUCUUCUUCCAGCACUACACCGGAGUGCAGGUCAGGGCUCCACGGGAGGCAGGGGGGUGACAGCAGCUCAGACAGGCCCCCAUAGCCCUUUGUAGGGGUCUGGGGUGAUAACCAGGGGCUAUUGCGGUGUCCGAGUCUAGAAUUGGUUCAUUUAUACGGGGGCAGUGAUCAUCAAUAUUGGAUGAAUGGGAUUAUAGCUCAAUAAUUAAUCAUCGGUAAUAUCUAACUUUAUUAACUGUCAUAAUUUUAUUAAAACUCUCAGUGAACUGUAUUAAUAGUUUUUUUGUUUUUUUUUAUGGAGCAGGAAUUGUGAGUGAAUAUUUUACCCCCCUCCCAGUUCACAAAAUGGUCAAAACCUAUGUAAUAUAAGGCUUCCUUUUUUUUUUUUUUUUUCUUGUCCAGUUAAACUUCACUCCAUAAUCCAAACCGUGCCAGUUCCAAUUCAAACUUUUUGUGUCAGUGGUAGAUGGUAAUAGACUACAUUUUGUGCUCGAUAGGAUGUCUUGUAGUUAUACUAUCUUUGUAUAGCAGUUGUCAUAUCCAUGCAUAAUGUUCAUGACCUUGGGCUAUAGCCCAACCCAUUGAUUAUGGAAUCUGAAGGUAUUCUAGAAUCUAGAGUAUCCUUGCUUGCCAAGUAUGAACAUGUGCUUGUGGCCAUCUGUGUAGUGUUUUCCUGGACAUAGAUUUUUUUCUUUAGGCUUUCUGUUUGUCAAGCUAAAUCUUAUUUAAAGAAAUUCCAUGACAUACAAAGGAGUGACUGUAACUGCCAUAUUCAUCAAGGCAAAAGGCGUGCAAUUAUAGGGCUAUUAUACAGAGCAGGAAGAACAUUUGGAACUGUAUUGCAGAUACUGUAUGUGCAAAGUAAAGUAGUACAAAUAAAAUGAAUGAAAUUUGAACAAACAGUGCUGCAAGAUUUUAUCUCAAAAAUACAAGUAAUCCGACCUCUAAAAUUAAUUAUAUGGUGAGACUUAUUUGCUCCACCAACACAAACUUUAAACCUUGUUCACUGGUUACUAAAACAUAUUCUAAAGCUUUUCCGCUUGCAUUAGGGGGUUCCCAAUUUUUAAAAGUGCUAAUUUCAACAGAAAGUGACACUUUUUUAUAAAGUGGAUUACAUCCUCCUAGCUGUUGGGAGAGCCGCCAGAAUGGUGUUCUUCCUGUCUGCUUUGUUCUAAAGCACAUAGAGAAGUUUCUCCUGGAGAAGUCUUGGUGGCAAUGCGUUUCUGUGUGAAACGAUAUCAUUGUGGUGCAUUCACCCAGUGCUUCUACAGACUGGAACAUUGGAUUGGCUGAGAGAUCAUCAGUACUAAUGUGGAGCAAAGCUGCUGCAAGAGUCUGUCUCAUCGUUGGAUUAGGGCUAAGUAACAUUUUAUUGGAGUCGGGUGGAGAGUGCAGUAAUCUAAAGGGGCAAGAACAUUUUCCCAGUGUUACAGGAAAAUGGUAUGCAUCAGAACUAGUGAAGCUCACUGUAGUGGUUAUAGUGCCAGGAGUGUCCUAUCCCCCUCCCAAAGUAGUCAGUCCUUUUUGAGAACAGUUUAAAGGGACACCAUUGUCGCCAAAACAACUUUAGUUUAAUGAAGCAGUUGUGAUGUAUAAAUCAAUCUUCCUGAGCACUUCCUUUAUUGCACAGUCUGUUUGAUUUAGAAUUUAUCUCUUGCACGGUUCAUAGCUUGCUAGACCUUGCUGGAGACACUGUAUGUGAUUACAUUUUUUUCACACAGGCUGUGUCAGUCACAGCCUAUGGACUGAAACAAAAUUUAACUCCUAAAUGGCAGAGAAUUGAGCAAUAAGACUUCAGAGACCUAAUCUAUACACAAAAACUACAUCAUUAAGCUAAACGUUUUUUGGGGACUAUAAUGUACCUUUAAAAACUGUUUGACAAUUUAUUUGAUUGCUGCUGGCUCCCCUGCUCUUGCAAGUAGUUUCUGUUAACUGUACUGAAGUAACCAUCUCUUUGUAGAGCUGCGCAUAUUGGCUAAGUGUGUCAUUUGAGUGCUGUCGGCAAGUGAGCUUAGCUAAGUGGCAUGAGCUUCCAGCAGCAAGAGAGGAGGUGAUGAGGCCUAGGUAAAUUAUCACACUGCUUUUAAUUGGUUUGACUGCUUUGUAAGGGUGCCAGUGCACUUCUGGAACUGCAAGCAUUACAGUGGGCUGUAGUAGUUGACAUUCUGGACACUAACACAAUGAAUUUAAUUUUAUUAAAGGUACACUAUAGCGUUAGGAUUACAAAUGUGUAUUCCUAAAGCUCUAGUGGCCUGUUGGCCAUUUAGGUUCUGGCUCCCACCUGCAAGAAGUAAAAAAGGGUGUUUUACUCGCCUUUUUUCCCUUUCAACACAAGUUUCUGCAGGGAAGCUCUGCCUCAUUGUUUUAGAUCACUGGUCUUGGACAACCUAGUGCUUUCUCGCAGGUAAGCCAUGGGUAUCUUGUGUGCACAAGCAGCGAAAUGAAGCACUUAUAACUGUCUGAGUGACCGUUACAAGAGGCAAUCAAAACAUUGCUGUUCUGAUAUUUUUUUUACUUGCUGGGAUUUUUUAUAUAUGUGUGUAUAUGUGUGUGUGUGUGUGUGUGUGUGUGUAUGUAUGUGUAUAUAUAUAUUUGGUUUGUGUAAAAUGUUUUUUUAACCCACUAGCGACCACAUGAUGGUCAUGCAGUGCAGGACCUUAACACCUGUUGACAGCUUAGACUGUUAUGCAUUAAAAGUUCCUGCAGGCUUAAAUAAAUGUUGCUACUAUGGAGCCUUAGGUAUCAUUUGGAUUACUGAGGGUCCCCUCUGUCAAUUACUGGCUCCAGAUUGACAGAUGAGCUAUGUGCACUGCUCAAAGUGAGGACUGCGCACAGCCCUUCAAAACAGUGUGGCUGAGUGAUCUUGCUCAUCCGUGGUGAUUCUCAGUCUGACCCUAUGAUGAGAGAGACUCCAGGUUCUGAAAAGACGCAGCAAUCACACAGUACAGAGGGCUCACAGCACACUAUGUACUGUUGAGAAAUCUCUAUUGAGUUAAGUACUGAUGCAAAUAUGGAAAUCAGCAGAGGGAAUUCCUCUAAAGUGGGAUUAGGGUUAGGAUUUGGAUUAUGGGUAGGAUUAGAGAAAAAAGCUAUACAUGUGGGGUAUUAUUGUACAAGUGGUUUGGGAUUCUGUGGCUACUAUAAGUUAUCUUAGCAUGUAAAAGUUUGCAAAUGGUUUCCUUUAAUCAAUAAUUCACUCCUUGAAAUAUUAUUCUAGACAUAUUAGGCAUUUUAACAAUCAGGACUGAUUAUUGGAUCUAUUUUACAUUCUUCUUUAGUAGUACCUGUGCAGAACAUAUUUAAAGGGACACUAUAGUCACCCAGACCACUUCGGCUCAGUGAAGUGGUCUGAGGGUAGAGGCUCUGUCCUUUUUACUCUGUAAGUUAAGACACUGCAGUUUUUGGGUUUUUUGGGGGUUUUUUUGAACUCCUCCUUUACAUUAGGAAAUUAGAAAAUUUUAGAACACAUAGGGGGGCUAAUUUGCUUAAGACUGAAUUGUAGAGAAUUGAAAACAAGAUUGCAAAAAUAAUCCAGCUGUGACUGUAGCAGAGUUAAUUCUCUUCUACCCCCUCCCCCACUCGAUCAGCUGUUUGCAAGUUAGUUUUUAAUUUUAUUAAGUGAAUAAAACCUAAAAUGUCCCCGUCUUUGCUUUUCAGCACUUUUCUAAUUUGCAUUGAAGUUUGCUUGCAUCCUGAAGGUAAAUCCUGAACAUUCAACAAAUAACACCAGAUAGUCACGUGUGUACCUAGAUUUGAAAUUGUUAUGCGGUCAAAAUUAACAGGUUCCUGGAAUUAUACAUUUUCACAUGACCGUUACAGCAAAAUUUACUAAACCCUGUUCCAUAUAAAUGUUUACUGUGACUAUUAAAAUUAGUCUUUUUUUUUUUUUUUCUGAAAAGAACAUUUUAAUGACAGUGUCACUUUAAAGUGCAAAAGUGCUCAUUUUAAAUGCUAACAAUUUUACAGGCCCUCCUGUAAAAGCUUGAAAAGCUACAAAACUCAAAUUAAUACCAGCAACAGCAUAUACUCCGUGCAGCAGCCCAGUUCUCCCACAAUUAACUUCUCCUUUAUGAUCUUUGAUUCAGUCAGGUGCUUCUCAUAGAAGCAUAAUCUGCUUGUACGGAUAUAUAAUGCUUCUCUGUGAGCAGCAUGAGUUGUGUGUGAUGACUCUGAAUGGGGGGUCUUAAAGAAACAAUGCCUCUAGUGCCUGUCAGUCUUCCAGCCACCCAGUGUGUGUUUUCUGAUAAAUGUAAACAUUGCUGUUUCUCAAAAACAUUGUUUAUUGUGGGUUUUUUUUUCUAUAUUGUCCCAGUAAAGAGACAGGAUCUGUGCACCUAAACCAAUAUUAAAGCAACACUGCAAGCACAAUGACUUCAACAGAAAAAAUAAUUUUUAAUUUUUUUAUAUCACAUGUUAUUUAAAUUAAUGGAUAAGCAAUACGUUAGCAAGAAAGGGUUUGAAAAGGCAGCCAACACUAGUGAUAAAAGAGGAACUCCCUUUUCUUCCCCAAGAUAUACCUAAACACACCAGUUGUGCCAAAUACCAUAUAAAAGCUCAUACAGUCCACAAUAUUCGUGUGUUCCAAAUUCCAGUAACUUGGGGCUUGGCUCCACAGGCACAUAAAACAAAAGUGGAGAUUGAGUGCAAAGGGGUGAUAAUAAAAGCGUGCUUGAAGAAUGCUCACUCACAUUUGUUAGAUGGAUAUCAUACAUAUCCUAAAAAGGAAAAUAGUGUAAUAAUACUGGAACUUUUUUUUUUGUAUAAAAUAUAUAAAAAGUGAAAAAACACUCACAAUAAAAGAGCAUGUAACCCAAGUGUUUCAGGCGUCUGGUGGUAUGAUCCCCACCAAGUGGAUAUAUGUAGACAAGUAGGCUUCUUAAUCUCGAAAUAUGUGUAAUUAAAAAGAAAGCAACACGGUGUACUCCAUGAAAACUUAAAACCUUGAGAGGUGAAAUUUUACUCCCAAAAGAAAAAAAAGUAUCCUCUGCUCAGGAUGACCAGCGCUGGUGGAGGAAUUGAUGAUUCUCAACCCUGAAGUAGUGUCUUUUCAAAGUGUCAGGACCGGAAGGAAUGCUUAAAUCAUAAAGUCAUAUAUUUGCAAGUAUAUGGCCAAACCCAGUGAUAAAGUUUAGCCAAAAUUACUUUAUUAGAUUUCGUUAAAAACAAAUGUAAAAAAAAUUAAAAUAUACACAGCAACAGGUUUCACCAGCAAUGGCUUUAACAACAUUCUGCACUAUAUUUUAUCACUUGUUUAUCUGUGCCUGUGGACCUUGCUCCAUCUUACUGGAAGACGAGAAUUUUGUGGAUUCUAUAAGUUGGACUAUUACUUCUUUUAUAUAAUAUUUGGCAAUACUUGUGUGUUUUUGCUGUUGUGUUUACCAUGACUUCUAAAGCCUGAUUGGUUAUGAUGCCAUUAUGGCCCUGGCACCAAGGUAAGUAAAACCAUUUGCAAGUGGUUUGACAGUUUAGCUGGGGUCUGCUGUUUACUGUAGUGGUUAGAAUGUUCUUACAUGCUUAAUAAUUUGGUGUUUGGCAUCCCUUUAAGAAUAGAUUGAUGGGACAACCUGUGUUUAGACCACAUUAUCCCAGUUUGCACAGUAAAAUAAAUGUUGGCCACAAAGAGUUCUGGUGAGAGUUACUCCAAGACCAUGACCACUUCUGUUAUUUGAAGUUUGUAUAUGCAACAUUUUGCUGUGAAAUACUCCACAUAAGGAGUUUAACCCAUUUGCUACCAGGGGUGUAACUAAACCUCAGGCAAUGUCUUUAGCCGGGCCAGAACAAGAAUUCUGGGCUGGCUAAUGUAAAUUCUGUAUAUACAGUGGGACCUCGGUUUACAAAUGCCUCGGUUAACAUAAUUUUCGGUUUACAAAUAGAAAUCCAUUGAAAAUAAUGUCUCGGUUUACAAAAUUUUUUCGCAAUAUUCUGACAUCCAGAACGGAUUAAUUGGUUUUCAAUGCAUUCCUAAUGGAAACCGCGUUUCGGUUUACAAAUUUUUCGCAAUAAGAAACGUCCCGGAGAACGCAUUAAAUUCGUAUAUCGAGGUCCCACUGUAUUUGUAUGCACAAAGGGUGAUUAAUUGGCAGUGAGUGAUCAGCUGACGCUCUGAGCCAAUGAAUGGCCAAUGAGCUUAGCCUCUGCAUCUGUGCAAAAGCUGGAUGCACUUCUCCCGGCAGUAAGAAGCCUCAUUGCCUAACGGGAUCCAUGUAAGACAGGGCUUGACAAAUAUGCUUUGAAACAAGGAGCCAGCUAAAAAAAAAAUUAGGAGCCAUGUUUUUAUUUUCUUUUUUCUUUUAAACGUACACAGCAUUAUUUUCAAUGAAAAAAGGCAAUUCUUAAAGAGCCGCUGUAGACACCAGAACCACUACAUUUUAAUGUAGUGGUUCUGAUGUCUAUAGCCUGUCCCAGCAGGCUUUUCAAAGUGAACACUGACAGCCAACUAGUGAUACCUCUAGCGGCAGCCACUCAAACAUCCACUAAAGUGCUUCCUAUCUCAGUGCUGCACAGUAUGCAACACUUACAUUCAGCACCUCUACACCCUGCAUGGAGGCGCUGAAAGUUCCCCAUAGAGAUGCCAUGAUUCAAUGCAUCUUUAUGAGGAGAUGCUGAUUGGCAAAGCGUUUUUGCAGCAUGUGUGCAAUAAUUUCUCAGUGCUUUCCAACCAGCCGCGGGGAGACCGGUACGUGGUCGGGGGGGGUCACCUAAACACAUACACUGACAGAUGCACACAUACAGACACAUGUACUGACAGACAUUUGUUUUAAUGCAAUUAUAUUAAACAGUGAAGGCAGGUGGCUGGCUGCGCAUAUUGUGGAGCUAUGAUCUCCCUGCUCUGCUUCCUCGCGCGCUGCUUAGUAAUUCCGGCAUAACUAAGCGGCUCGCGAGGGAGAUCGUCAGUAGGCCGACAGCAAGGGAGCUAUGAUUUCCCUGCUCUUUUCCCUCGCGCGGCGUUUAGUGAUGCCGUAAUAAGUUGUUCCGGAAUUACGAAGCGAAACACGAGGGAGAAGAGUAUGGAGAUCACAUCUCCCUCACCGUCGGCCUACAGAACGUGCAGCCGACCGGCCACCUCAGAGUGCCAGGACUAAAUUCUGGGAUUUGUUGAGCCCUGAUAUAAGAUGGCAAACCGUUGCAAGUUAGGCUGCAGUGGUUAUGAUGGUUGGUGUAACCUUUUAAGACUACAAAACGUCUGGUCAGCAUGUACACUCUCCAUAAGAUCUAAUGCAAGUAUAUCAAAGACUAUUGUUUUGUUUUGUUUUAAUGAAUGACUGUAUCAGUAUUAGCCCUGGUCAGCAUCAUUGUUUAAAACCUAGAUAGUAUGAAAAAUAAAUAAAAAUGCAGUUUAAUAAUAUAAACACAAAUGGAACAAGCAGAAAGCACAUUUAUCUUGUUCAAGGACAUAUACUGAAUAUAUAAUGAAUAAUAGCUGCUAUAAAAUCAAAGAUAACAUUUUCUGUACCUUCUGAGCAUUGUGUAGACCACUUUAUCUUCCUCAUGAUCAUUUUUUCAAUAUAUUCAUUAAAAUAACUUUUAACCGUUUAUUUUGACAUCACAUUUGCUAUUCUUUUGCCAGUUCUCCACAAUCCCCCGGUUUAGUGAACACCCUAGUUCACGAUUUGUAUUUUUAAUUUUUUUAAACUCAUUUGGAAAGUGUAAAAGCUUCUUAAAUUCCUUAGUGUAUCAAGUGGUUUACAAGACUAUUAGAAACCUAUGUGUUCUAUAAAAAAAAAAAAAAAUGUAUUUGUCAAUAUGUGUGUUAAAAUUGUCAGGAUUAGUAAAAAAAUUUUUGUGGGGUAGGGAUAGAAAUGCUACUCACAUCCUUUGGUAUUUUUAUACCAAUGAAGGCUCCUCAAAUAAUGUUUUUCAUCUAGCUAUUUGUAGUAUGAUUAGCAAUGCUAUCAGCAGACAUUAUCAGAGGGGAAAAUGUCAACUGAUAUUUGUAUAAAGACACACCUGUUACAGUGUAUAUACUUUUUAGGAAAGGCAUUUCUUUUAAACGUAAUCAAAGUGUUAGAAGUAAGCAAAUCAUAUGUGGACAAGGGUCUCUCUCUCCCUCCUGUGUUUAUUUCUCUGACAGCCAAACUUGCUUAAAAGAACACAUCACUGCCAAAAUGGGCAAAAAGAAAUCACUGUUCUAUAGAUAUUCCCUCUAUGAAUACAUGCAUGUAUUCAUUGGGGGUAUAUCUUAAAAGAGCUUGCAAAGUCUGAUGAUCUUAUGACCUGCAGCCUUCGCAAGCCCUCCCUUUUUUCCCCGAAGAGACUCUCAGUCUCUUCAUGGAGAAACAACCAGAGUUUUAUCAUCGAAAAGCCUCUGAAUGGAUGCAUGCGCACUCUUGAUCUGAGGCAUGUGUGGGAGGAGGCAGGCACACUCAAGUAGAGGGGGAGGUAACGGAAGGAGGCUGCAAACCUACCUGGCUGUUUGAUAGACCGUCAUGGGGAUGCUUCCUAGUUAAUUUAGAAAAGUGUGUUUUUCUCAUAGAAGUCUGCACUUUUAUAAACUGGAGUUAAAUUAGGCGGCUACUCAACAUAAAACACUUCAGCAUGCUGAAUUGCUUUUGGGGUGUGGAGUGGUCCUUUAAACCUGUUAUUAAUAACCUUGGUAUUAAAAAAAUCUUACUAGAUUUUUGUUAGUUCGCUGGUACUGAAGUAGAUGUUUUGGAUUUCCCAGUGGGAAUAAUCCAGCAUUAAUAAUUAUUCAGUCAACCUUGAGUUAUGCGAUUAGAGUAGAUUAAAGCAAAGGUGGACUUAUACAUGAAGUGGCCAUAUUGUGCGACUCUACCUCAAUAUACAUUUGCUAAAAUAGAAGCCGUUUAGUAGCCUUUAUAAGAUUUAAAAUUACUUUUUGUGUGCGCACUUUUCCCUUAAUGUGUAUUUUGCUAUUUAUAGCAGAACUACUAUUAAGAAAUGUGUGUCCCCUAUUCCCUUGGUUUUCUGUGUAGAUUUAGAAUCCAGACCAUAGUCCUUUUUGUUGAGCAUCCCAUACCUCCACUCCAAGUGUCUUUUAAAAGUAAUCAACGGCAAAAUAUAUAUUUGAGCACCAGUACAACUUUAGCUUAAUUAAAAUGUUAGUUCAGCCAUCAUAACCACUGAAGCCCACUGUAGUGGAUGUGAGAAGUACCCUGAUCUGGUUCCUGGUAAUGGGGCAACCUGUUUUGCAAUGGUUUGUACUCUUAUUGGGUCCUUUCGUGUAUACAAAGCAGUAUAGAUAUACUAAAUAGUCAAACAAAAAUGUAGAUGUGAAACUUAGCUGGACCAAAAAGCUCUUGUGAGUUCUGUGUCCACAAUGUAAUAAAAUACAAUUCAUAUCAAAAUCCGAUAUUUGAGGAAGACAGCAUGAAGAAAAUCAAUCAAUAAAAUUCAAAUACCCUUAUUUUUUUUUCAUAUAGAUAUAAAAAUCCAGACUGGGACACAGCAAGGGAAAACACCUAAACACACUGUCACGGCAAGGGUGCAUAAUUUAUUAUUACACUAUGGAAUAUUGUCCUUUAAUGUAAUUUGUGUAGUAAAUGGCAUAGAUGGUAUUGUUGAGGGUAAAAGGGGUUACAUCUUUUGAAGCUAGGACCCCCACAGAGGUCAGAUUACAGAAGGGGUAGUAUGAAUGGCAUAGCAAUGUGAAAAGGAUUUUACCAUAUGGAUGUGAAGUAAUCAAGGCCCUGCAAGGUGUGAGGUUCUACACUUGGAAAAAGUCUGAAUGUCUCUUCAGCCAUUUGGCAUGUACCUUGUAAGUGAUGAGUUAAUUUAUUUUGAUAUGUAAAUGCCAUUAGCCUUGUUCCAGUAUCAUAUCCAAAGGAAGGACAAAAACAUUCAUAUUUACCGCACAAAAUAAUAAUAAAGCCUCAUUUUUGUUAUAUUUUGAAUGAGACAAUUGCCAUCUUCUAACCAAGUGCAAACAUGAGUGGCCUAACUUGACCAUAGGGGAAGGAAUUGUGGUGUCCAUCCUAUCGGAUCGCAAGGCCGGCAUGCAACAUAUGUAUAGAAUGGGAAAAUAAUAACCAAUUCAUAGAGGCAAUUAUUAUUUCCGUAGCGGGUACAUAAGAGAAGCUGGAGCCAAAUGUUUCCAUUUGGAUUGAUGUUGGUCUGGAACAAAGGAGGUGGUCACUUAUUUCUGUAGGUACCCCUUAACUCCACCACUGGGCAAGACUUGAUAAUCCACAGGGUAUAUAUGCAAUGAUUUGGAGGGGUGUGAGUGUACUUGCUUAGGGCUAAAGAUCUAAUUUUGAGUGAGUCACCAUCAUCCUUCCUUGCCAGAGACCCCCUGGGCAGAAGUUGUACUUUGAAAACCUAAAACUUCUGUAUUUUAUCCUUUUUUGUUUUUAUCUGUUGUUGGUAAAUAAUUUAUCAUUUAUUCUUAUAUGCACUGUGACUAUUUUUUGCUCAUAAUAAACAUUCAUUUAUUAAGUUCUGCCUUUGUCUGGUUAAGAAUCAUGUUACCUGAAGAGACUAAUUAGUAUUUCUUAAAUAUUGUGCUAAGUAAUAUUUGGUAGGUUUUAUUAUUGAUUUACCUUGGGGACCAAGGCACCCCAUUUAUAAAUUGUCUUGGUGGUGGCAGCGUUAAAAUAGUAAUAGUUUUAUUAUUAUGUUUAAGUGUGAGUGGUGUUAAAAGGGGGAUUUUGUCAUUAUUUCUGGUCUAGUGCAGACAAAUCGUGAACUUUCACCACCACAACUACGUCACGCACACUCUUGAAGUAGGGUGCAUUGAUGACACUCAAGGCUUAUGAUGAACUUCUGGGCACGAAAUGUGUAAAACUUUGUUUUUUUGUUUUUGUUUUUUAAAUCUAUACAAAGAAAUAAAGGUAUUUGGAUUUUAUUGCAUACUGAUGGCCUUGGCCACAAAUGUGUUGUAUCUCAAAAGAGAUUUUGUCCUUGAGGGGUUAACAUAGCCUAAAUGUUUUGCUUCCCUUAUUUCUCAGUUUGUUUUCUAAUUUAGGAUUUCUUAAAGGGACAGUCUAAGCACCAGAACCACAACUUAAUGUUAAAGGGACACUAUAGUCACCAGAACAACCACAGCUUAUUGAAUUUCUUCUGGCGAGUAUAAUAGCUCCCUUCAGGCAUUUUCAUGUAAACACUACAUUUUCAAAGAAAAGGCAAUGUUUACAUUGCCUCUAGGGACACCUCCAAGUAGCCACUCCCUAGAUGGCCACUGGAGGGGCUUCCGGGCUCAGGGCUGCACAGUAAGCAGCUCUGCAUGGAGAUGCUGAAUUUUCCUAAUAAAGAUGCAUUGAUUUAAUGCAUCUCUAUGAGGAGGUGCUGAUUGGCCAAAACAGUGUUUGGCACUGCCCCCUUGCGAAUUUUAGCCAAUCCAAUGCUUUCCCUAUGGGAAAGCAUUGGAUUGGCUAAAAAUCGGCCAUUUUGAUUGUCACCAAGGAGGCAGGGCCAGCGCCGGCGGACCCCCGGAGAGCUGAAAAUAAGGUGAGCUUUAACCCAUUCUGAGGGAACUAAGGGGGGGCAAGCCACCUAAAUGGUGGGUUUUCACUCUAGGGUCAGAAAAACAUGUUUGUGUUCCUGACCCUAUAGUGAUCCUUCAAUAUUUAAACAUAGAAUGUGACAGCAGAUAAGAACCAUUCGGCCCAUCUAGUCUGCCCAAUUUUCUAAAUACUUUCAUUAGUCCCUGGCCUUAUCUUAUAGUUAGGAUAUCCAUAUGCCUAUCCCACGCAUGCUUAAACUCCUUUACUGUGUUAACCUCUACCACUUCAGCUGGAAGGCUAUUCCAUGCAUCCACUACCCUCUCAGUAAAAUAAUACUUCCCGAUAUUAUUUUUAAACCUUUGCCCCUCUAAUUUAAGACUACGUCCUCCUAGUUGUGGUAGUUUUUCUUAUUUUAAAUAUAGUCUCCUCCUUUACUGUGUUGAUUCCCUUUAUGUAUUUAAAUGUUUCUAUCAUAUCCCCCCUGUCUUGUCGUUCCUCCAAGCUAUACAUGUUAAAAUCCUUUUAUCCUUUCCUUGUAAGUUUUAUCCUGCAAUCCAUGAACAAGCUUAAUAGCCUUUCUCUGAACUCUCUCCAAAGUAUCAAUAUCCUUCUGGAGAUACGGUCUCCAGUACUGCGUACAAUACUCCAAGUGAGGUGUAACCAGUGUUCUGUACAAUGGCAUCAGCACUUCCCUCGUUCUACUGCUAAUACCUCUCCCUAAACAACCAAGCAUUCUGCUAGCAUUUACUGCUGCUCUUUUACAUUGUCUGCCCACCUUUAAGUCAUCAGAAAUAAUCACCCAUAAAUCCCUUUCCUCAGAUGUUGAGGUUAGGACUCUAUCUAAUAUUCUGUACUCUUCCCUUGGGUUUUUACGUCCAAGAUGUAUUAUCUUGCACUUAUCCACAUUAAAUGUCAGUUGCCACAACUCUGACCAUUUUUCUAGUUUACCUAAAUCAUUUGCCAGUUGGCUUAUCCCUCCCGGAACAUCAACCCUGUUGCAUAUCUUCGUAUCAUCAGCAAAAAGACAUACCUUACCAUCAAGACCUUCUGCAAUAUCACUAAUAAAAAUAUUAAAGAGAAUGGGUCCAAGUAAAGAUCCCUGAGGUACCCCACUGUUGACAAGCUGAUGCUUCGAAUAUACUCCAUCAGCAGAGGAAUUUUCAAGCUCACAAUAUGUUGCAGUAGAAGAAACGUGUUUAGAAAAUGUCCAGCACUAGCAAAGAAUAAAGUGUUGGGCAAAAAGAGUGUGGAUUUCCAUUAGCUAUAAGCCGCAGAUGCCAGUUCUACUGCUAAUGAAAGGUACAUUUUAAGAAUUACAAAAUAUUUGUGAAAAUAUGUAGUAAAUUUUUUUUCUUUUAAAGGGACACUUCUUUUUUGGGAAGCAUUGCAUUUUAUCUUCUUUAUUUUUUUUAGAUGUAUAAUGUAUUCAAAAAAUUACGCAAUAAAAAUAGAAAGUUGCUUACAUUUAACAGCAGUAUGAUUUGCCAAGAACAGGAAGUCACUCCGCUAAUCAUGAUGCUCACUUCACAGUGUACGCUAAGCACUGUUACUCCGUUUCUACUGCUGUGGACUCGCUUGUGAGAACUUGGACUUACCCAUGAGCAUUUGUCUGCAUAGAGGACAUUGUUAUUCCAUAAAUAAACAUUUUGACGUUCUAGAAGACUGAUGUAGGAAUGAAGGUCACUCAGUAAUUCUAGUUGGGCAAAGUAGAAUGUGUAAACAAACUCUCACGACAAGGUCCUCUUUCCUAUUACUUCUUUAAUCAUUGCCACAAACUCUAAUUUAUACUUUAUUUAUAAACUAUUUUCUCCUGCCCGUAUAUAAAUAUGUACAUCUCUAGAGCAUUGAUUGUACUAACAGACUAAAUGCCUGUGUUCCUGGAGGCACGGCUGAGAUUAUUUUAUUUAUUUGGUGUUUUCGAGAUUAUUUAUGAUCAUAGCAAUUGUAAGUAGGACAUUUUACACCCCUAAAAACCAAACUUCUAUUUUGCUGAAAGGUUUUUAGAGCAAAACCUUUUGUCUAUUGAUUUUCUUUGUAAAUCUUUGAUCCUACUAAUUGUUUUUAUUUAAUAGAUUAAUUGAGAACUGUGGUCUCCAUAUAUUUUUAUGUCAAGCAAAAAAACAUAAAAACACAUUUCCUGCUGCUCAUUUUCAUGCAAUAGUGCUAGUCCCCAUCUGUGCUUAUCUUGGCGUUUCCUCUUAACAGCUAUUUUUUGGUGGCCCCUCAGGCUUCCUUAUGACCGGAUGGAAUGUUGUAUUAUGUGCUAAAGCUGCAGGCUUCAGAAUGUGACAUUCAAGCAUAGGAGAAUGACUCCAAGGUCACUGGCCAAGGCACCUUGCACUUAUCUCCCCUCAUCAACCCACCUAACUUCAAAAAGGUGCAUUAUGAGUGCUGUAAAUACAACAGUCUGUAGGCAGGUGUUUACUCUGCCGGAUGGGAAAUCCAUCACUGUCUAACCAGCAGAUUUGGCAGUGGCUGUUGACGUAAUGACUGAAUGAAAAGUAGCAAAAUUCCCUAUGGGGUUUUAAUUAUGAUAAAAAUACUUUUUUAGGUGGUGACUUUGGGUUCUGUGACUGCAAUUAAAGUUACAAGCUGAACAGAUCAUAUUUUGUAAAGUUUUAUCUUUAAAUCAACACUAUAGCGUUAGGGAUACAAACUUGCAUUCCUAACGGUAUAGGCUUCCUGUCCCUAGUUAGAUGCCGGGAUUCCAGUAUGUGCAGUGUAACAUUUAAAAAUAAUAAUAAUAAUAAUUUGCUUACUUUUUGAGAAAGGAGGGCAUAUAUAUUCAGUGACAAUCCAUUGUGAGCAAGAUGUCUAGGUAUUUAAACCUGAGAAAAUACUAGUUAUUGGUUGUAUAGUAUUUUUCUCUAAAAUUAAAUUGAAAAUCUUCUUUUGUAUAUAAUUAAAAUUAGGGAUAGACUAAUAAUCGGUUAGGCCGAUAUUCCAGAUUUUGGCAAAUAUCGCUGUCGGCCACUAUUGAUACCGAUAUUGCAGAUAAUGUGAGGACUGGUGUCCAUAACGCGGCAUAGGCAGCCGUCUUAGGGAGCAUUGGCUCUGGGGGUGCAAGAAUCGAGUGAGUCGAAGGAAGAGCAGAGCGCUCCUCCACUCCACAAGUCACUCACGUGGAGCAGAGCGGACCGCGGUACAGGAGCUUCAGUUUCCUGUACCCGGCUGGACUGACCAGAAGUGCUCACUGAGAGAGCACAUCCUGUCAGACAGGCCGGGUACAGGAAACUGAAGCCCCUGUAGCGUGGCCGAGUUCUGCGGACCGCGGUACAAGAGAGAAAAUUAGGCACACCAGUGAGGGGUGGAGAGAGAGACACACCCACUCACUCGAGGGACGGGGAUGGAAAGUGAGAAGAACACUAAAUAUUCUUAAAAAUAAAAUAAUCUGACUGGCAUGUAUAUUUUGUGCAUUAACCACUUUAAAAAAAUAUAUAUAAAAUGCUCAGUCAACAGUGGGAUUGUGUAGAAAUUGUUACUUUUUUCAAAACGGUAAAUGUACAGAAUAUUGGUAUUUGUAAGUUAUCGGCCUAAAAGUUCACAGAUUAUCUGUAUUGGUAUCGGCUCUAAAAAAAUAGAAAAUCUAUAUCGGUCGAUCCCUAGUUAAAAAACAAGAUUAGGUAUUUAUCAUUUCCUACUUACUGUACUAUUUGCAGUGACUGACUUAAAGAGGCAUUUUGUCAGUGUGGGUAUGUGUUCAAUGGGAGAAACAAAAAUUGCCUUGUUUUCCACUGGCUUACUUAUAUCAGAUUCCGAUAUAACGUCUUCCUAAGUAUAAAGGAUUCACUAUACAUUCUGCUUUCUUAUACUGAUUAUUAUAUAUAUGGUUUGUUUUUAUUUUAGAUAAUCAUUUAUGGAGAUUUGCCAAAGAAAGAAAAUGUUGUCUAUAUAGCCAAUCACCAGUGUACAGGUUUGUAUGAUAUUUACAUUUUGUCACAAUUGUUUCUGAAAGUCGCUUUGAGAGUUGAUUUUAUUUUUUUAUAUAUGAGAACUUUGUCUUCUGAGAGUAACUCUGCAUAUGUUUUUGUCUGUUGCUGGAUAGAUUUAAAGAAACUAUAUGAAAGUAUUAAAGGGACACGUCUUUUUUGUGUGUGAGGCAUUGCAGUGUAUAUUCUUAAUUUUUGUAUGUAUAAUGUAUACAUAGAUGUAAAUAGUAAGGUACUUAUAUUUGAUAGCAGUAGGAUCUGCCAAGAACUGGAAGCCACUCAGCAUAAUCGCUACAGCCUACUGCUAGCAAAGAAGCACUGUAAGUAGUUAAACUGUUUUAGUGUGGUUUGAUAACUUAAUCAAUAAAAAAGUUGAACAGAAGAAACUGGUCAAAUAGCCAGGAGCUGGUACUCGGAGCAAAUAGGGAUGGACCCAUUGUACAGCGCUACGGAAUUUGCUGGCGCUAUGUAAAUAAUAAUAUAGUGACAAUAAAAUAAAAAAUGGAAGGCAAAUGUGCAAUAUAUACAAGAAAAAAACGAUAUGUAUAUAAAAAAAAAACUAAAACGUCGUGAAGCAGUAAAUAUGAAUAUGAUGUGCCAAUAAUAUAAAAUGUUUAAAUGUCUUAGGGAUCAUAAGCAAGGAGACAUAAAAUGAAACCUAUAAAAUGAUGUAGCAAACAAGAUGAAUCUUGGAUUUCACUAUAAACCAUAAAAAGAGGUUGCAAACUGCAGUGAUACCACGUGUUACAAAGUCAACUAGAGAUCAACAGAUUAUUGGUUUUGCUGAUAUUAUCGGCCGAUAUUCAGUUUUGUUUUGUUUUUUUAAAGUAUCAGCUGAUAAUCACAGGCAAUACCGAUAAUAAGGCUGGCCGGCGCAUACAUAAGGCGGCACAAGCGGGCGCCUUAGGGCACGCCAGCCCGGGGGGCACUAGAUCUAAGUUACCGGCAGGAGGUGGGCGCACAGCGCUCCCUCCUGCCAGGCACUCUGUGUAGCGUGGCCGAGUGGAGUAGUGGACAGCGCGGUACAAUAACACUAAGGGACAGGGGGGCGCUAUAUGGGAGGGGGGGACACUGUGUAAGGGGAGUGGUAAGGAACACUAUGGGACGGGGGGGGUUAAGAACACUAUGGGACAGGGGAGGGAGGGAAAGAACACUAGGAGUGAGUGAGGAACAUUAAAGUAGGACACUAAGGUACAGGGGAGGGAAGGGAAAAGGAACACUGGGGUAGGGGGGAGACCACUGAAAGAGAGAGAAGGGAGAGGAACAUUAAGGGAAAUUGGGGGCACUAUGGGACAGGGGAGGGGGUGAAGAACACUAUGGGACAGGGGAGGGAGGGAAAGAACACUGGGGGGGAGUGAGGAACAUUAAGGUAGGACACUAAGGUUCAGGGGAGGGAAGGGAAAAGGAACACUGGGGUAGGGGGGAGACCACUGAAAGAGAGAAGAACAUUGGGGGCACUAAGGACGGGUAAAGGGUGGGGGGGAGUUUAUACCGCACAUAUUUACACACAAACACACACUGCAUCCGCUACACAAAAACACAUUGCAUCCACUACCCACACUGCAUCCACUACCCAUACUGCAUCCAUUACACAAACACACACACUGCAUUUACUAAUCAAAUACUCUCACUUCACACACACACAUAAAUAUUAUUGAAAACAUAAAAAAAUCUGACUGGCAUGUAUAUUUUGUGCAUUUACUACUUAAUAAAAAAAUAAAAUAAAAAUACUGUAAAUGUACAGAGUAUCGGUAAGCUAUCGGCCUGAAAGUUCAUAUCAAUAUGUAUCAAUAUCGGUCGAUCCCUAAAGUCCACAUCUAUAAAGCUAGAACAGACACAAAAAAAGUGUGUACCAUUCACACAACUAUCUUUAUUACAUGAAUCAAAAACACUCACAAUGAAGUAGAAUAAAAAAAAAAUGCAUUUCAAGGAACAUCAUCCCUACACACGUCUGGCUGUAAUUCCACUCUCCUCUGUACCGCUCGGAAAGAACAAGUGAGAGAGUAGGUUUAGCAACUAACCUGGAUCCCUUUACAAGGGGCUUGGCCCCUAUAUUUGCACUGCUGUUUGUAAGGACAUGAUGUGUGGUACCAUAACACUAACUCUUUGAUCUCCGUGGUCAGCCUCGGCCAUCAUACUCUAAUGGUAAUUUGCCAGAUGGUCAGUACGGGUCUGGAUGCACAUUAACACCAGUGUUUCUUGAGGGGGAAGGGGAUGGAAAAUGGGGUUGUUUUAAAAGGGGAGCUUGGUGAUAUUACUGGCAGGACAGUGUAGGGGUAUGAAUGGAGAAUUGAAUAAUUGUUGACAUGGAGAUGUUAAUAAGAGGAUACAAGAUUAAUGGACAUGCAGGCAUUCUUUAAAAUCCCCUAGUUUCUUGAUUUCAACAGCAGUUUUGAAACCAUGUGAAAAUGAGAUUAGGUGCAUGUCCUAAACCAGGGGUAGGCAACCUUCCUCACUCCAGAUGUUUUGCUAGCAUUCUAUAAUAACUUCCAUUAUAUAGGUUGCGGAAACAACUGACUAAAUUACAAUUAAUUUUUUUCUUGACAUAUUAUUCAGGAUGUUUUGCUGUCUUUACAUAUUCUUUUCCUGUGCCCUAAUAGUUGAUUGGAUCAUUGCGGAUAUGAUGGCUAUACAGCAGAAGGCACUGGGUCAUGUUCGAUAUGUUCUGAAGGAUGGACUGAAAUUUCUUCCUCUUUAUGGAUGGUAUUUUUCACAGGUAAUAUUACUCCCAAUAUUCAGAAGUUAGAUCAGCCAUAGAAAUGUGGGGUAUGGUUAUUUCAACAACAUAACCUCUGCUACUGGCUGUUCCAAGGAGUAACCUGGUGAUGUCCUCAGGUAAGGGAGCAAACCAUUUUGCAAUGGUUUGCUCUCUUACCCGAGUCCCACCAGGCCCCGUGCUUCCAGAUCUGCUAGGGUACAUGAAUCUAGAUGCCAAUCCCACCAGCCAUUUGUUGGUUGAUAGCAUUAGUUGAUCUUUGAAUGAGCGUCUGUACAUAGAAAUAUCCACUGAAUUGAAAAUAGGCAUCCCAGAAAUACACGCUACACUUUUUAUCCCAGAAAUCUUGGACAUUUUAAGGUCGCUGCCAGUUUGAAAGACUGCACAUAGAGACUCCCAGAACCAUGACCACUUCAGAACACUGAAGUGGCCACGGUGCUUGAAGGCACUCUUUAAAAAUGAAACGUGUCCGAUCAACAGACCUUGCUUGACCAAGUUUAAUAAUAGAAAUAUAGUACGUGUGUGGUUUAAAUACUUUUUAAUAAGAAGGGAAAUGCUUACUAUUCAUUUGUACUACCGGAGAGGAUGGGACUGGAGCAGUGGAACACACCUAACACGUUCUUUGAAAUUUUCUGUAAAAAAAUGAAACAUGUGAGAAAACACAAAAUAUUCAAUGUAACCAGUAGAUUGACCAAAGGCUGGUGAUAACAUGGUUAAAGGGGCUUGGUCACCUUAAACUUACCUGUCACCUAUUGUUGCCUCUUCCAGAAUCUGUUCUUCUCCUUCAUUUCCGAUCUAGUUCUUAAAACGCAAGACAAAUUAAGGACUACUUCGUUUUUUCCUAUUCUUGACAAUUGUGACAAAAGGGUGCAGCAUUAGGCAAACUCCACUGCCUUUGUCCAACUAACAAAGGAUAAAGCUUGCUUUAAGCCGCACCCUUUCUCAAGAUUGUCAUGUGUAGUAGUCCCUACUUUGUGUUAUGUUUUUAAAGAGACAUCGAUCAGAAAUGAAGUAAUUGCAGAUUCUGAGGAAGAGAAAACAAAAGGAGAAAGUAAAGUUUGAGGUGACAGAGACACUUUAAAUGCAAAUGUCAAAAUGCUUUUCAUUAAAAACCCUGGGAAUAGUGUGCUUUCUACAAAUGAAUUCUGCUGUUUAGUGGUUUAGGAUUCUGUAACUGAUAUUAGAGGUAGUCUCAGCAGGCCAAUGGGUAUUUUUAAAACUGUAAUAGUUGGGCUAUAUUUUGAAUAAUUUUUCAUGCUUUUUCUGUUGCGUAGAAAUUACAAGAAGCAAUAUAUUGAAAAAUUGUAUUAUGUAUACAUCUGAUAUCCGAAGAAAGCCUGAUUAUUUCUCCUUUAAAAAACAAACAAACAUGAUAUGAAUGUAGUUGUAGCUUAAAGACUGUAUUCAUUUAUGGUCAAAUGAACACACAGCAGAAGUGGCUUUGUUUGACAAAUGCAUGUUAUCUCAGAAAAGUCUUGGUCACUAAACGGCUAAAAUGCAUUCACUAUUGAAUGCGUUAAAUAAUUUGACUAAUUCAACCUCUAGUGCUUUUUCAAAUCUACCUCUCAAGUCUUAGACUGCCAAAAAAGGCUGCAUAUUUCUUUAGUUCUUGUGUUACUAGCAAUAUGCAAUCUAUAUAAUCCGUUUAGUUAUAGAAAAUACCAAACCAUCUUACACCAUUACAAAACUGUUGUUCGCUCCUUUUUUUUUUUUUUUUCCUUUUCUUUUAUCUCCUAUAUUAAUACAUCAUCCUUUUAUCACUGGUCAUUGUGACAUUUCCGCAAGCAAACAUCAGUUUCCAGCUAGUGCACAGUGACCAAUACUUUUGUGUAAAGAGCAAGGUUAUGGUCUGGUUUUCUGACUUUUGUUGCUUAAUCAAAUACUGAUCACUUACUAAAUCUGCCUGGAAAUAUAGAACAUUUCCUCACUGUGGACAUCUACUACCCAUCCUCCACACACACACAUAAACACUGAAAGCACAGAGCAGAUAGCUAACAUUGCCUACUCUCCAACUUGGCCUCUGCAACAUGCUCAAAGCUGUAGAGAAAGGAUAGGAUGGGGGGAUGGACUGUAAAACUAGUGAAAGGGAUGAGAUUGAGACAGUGUGGAAUAUGAAAGAGUGUGUAUAGGCUUAAAUUUAGACCUUUGGAUUCAUUGUAUUGAAACAUUUAAAUCUGAUUAAACUGUUUUUGCUUUAAUUAAUUUUGCCAUUUCAAAUCUAAUCCAUAAAGCCUCACUCACCAUCAUGUAUUCUCUAGUUAUGAUUACCAGCCUCUAGAGGAACACAUUUUAUGGCAAGACAGGCUUCAUAUUUGCUUAUCUUUCUUUACUGAAACUCCCAGCAGCAAAUAAAUAGUUAACAAUCAGUGUAAAAAAGUUUAACCAAUCAGCAUGCAUCAUAGUAAUGUAAACUGCCUACAGGCUCUUACCAACCCCUCUUUAUUUGCUGCUUCGCCUCCCAGGUGAGUCUAUUCCAAUUAUACUCUUUAUUAUUGUUCAUUAGUUAAAUAAUCAUAUCUUAAAUAAUAUAGGUUUAUUUGAUUAUUUUCUGUGAUACAUUUUCAGCAUUUUGUCCUCUUUACCUAACUAUGUGCUAAAUCUGAUAUUAUUUAUUUUUAUCCUUGUAGGUGGGCUAACCUUCUGGUCGGCCCACAGCUAUUUUAUACACUUUUUAUUCCCUGCAUACUAAGUUCAUUUAGCUAGCACUACAAAUUUUGACUGAGGCUCCCGGCAUCUUGCCGGACCGUUCAGCCACUCUGUUUUCCCUGCACACUGUUUGUUUCCCUCUUUGGUCUCCAGAGAGACGCGUCCCGCCUGUUUUCUGUUCGCGGCCAUCUCGUACAAAAUUCCCGCACCCUGGUGUUUUACCAAACUAAUGAAACCAGUAAUGGCAUUACUACGUUCCCAGGGAAUUCGGUCCAUCAUAUAUCCUCCUCAUGGCACAGGACCAGAAGACGCUACAACUUCAUACGCUCAUGACCUCAGCUUUGUUACAGAACCUUGGCUUUGUGAUCAAUCUCCAGAAAUCAUCUCUCACUCCGUCUAAGACGGUGCAAUUCCUUGGAUUCCAGGUAGAUUCUGUUAGGGCAGUCCUACUAACAAAGAUCAAAUCCAUCAAAAAGGAUAUUCGGAGCUUGCUGGUGUCACCAUACCUCUGCCUGCGGGAUCUAGCCCGCAUAAUCGGCCUACUCUCUCUGCUUCAAUACAAGCAAUAUUCCCUGCCCCGUUACACUAUCGAGCACUACAGCGCCUGAAAACACGUUACUUGCAUCAUUCGACAUCUUACGAUCAGCAGAUCACGCACACAGACGAAGUACGGCUAGAACUCCACUGGUGGCUACAUCAUAUGGAAGCUUGGAACGGGAGAGCCAUCUUCGGAUCCAAACCAGAUUUCAUUCUGGAGUCAGAUGCAAGCCUUCUCGGAUGGGGAGUGACUUGCUCAGAACAUUCUACCGGAGGACUUUGGUCCCAAUCGGAACAAGAUCUUCAUAUCAAUUGCCUCAAACUAAUUGCAGGUUCCUUCGCAAUCCGCAGUUUCGCCAAGGACGUCUACAAUUGUUCCUUGGUCCUGAAGAUGGACAAUGUGUCUGGUUCUUUAUGUGAAUGUGAAUCGUCUAAGAGGUUCCAAAACAAAGAUGCUUUCAGACCUGACAAAAGAAUUGUAUCAGUUCUGCUUAGACAGGAAUAUCUUCCUUCGAGCGGAAUAUCUACCUGGAUAUGACAACCUCAUCACAGACUGGUUUUUCUGACACUGGAGAGAUUCCAGCGAUUGGCAACUGGACCCACAAAUAUUUCACCAGCUGCAGAUCUGGCGGGUACCAGUCAACAUGGAUCUGUUUGCAUCUCGCCUCAACCAUCAGACGGACGCAUUUUUUAGCUGGCUGUCAGAUCCGGCGUACCUUGCAGUCUAUGCCUUCUUACAGACGUGGCCAACGUCCGGAGCGUAUGCGUUCCCUCCAUUUGCCAUGAUCCCACGGAUACUACAGUAUCUCAAAACUCAAGGCGUAACUCUGCUGACCCCCAACUAAUAUUAUCAAUUUCCUGUUAAUUCUUUUUGAUCAGGGAGAAUCUUACCGGUCUAUGCACGUGUUUCGAUCUGCUAUUUCUGCAGCUCACAUUCCUGUUGACAAUUCUUCAUUAGGCAAACAUCCUUCUGUAUGUAGACUCUUGCGUGUCAUCCGCAUCGCAAGGCCUCCGGCUCCUAAAUAUAGUAAUUUCUGGGAUGUGGCUCUCAUGCUAGCAUUCUUAGAGUCUACGCCAGACAAGGAGGCGCUCUCUCUACGCCAGCUGUCAGCCAAAUUAGCACUUCUUCUCUGUUUGGUCUCUUUCCGGAGAGUCUCCGACAUCAUGGCAUUUGGCUUUCAUGCCCUCGAUUUCACUCCAGAGGGGGUGAACUUCCACAUCACUAGACGCACCAAGACCAAUUCAUGUACAGUGAGUUACCCUUAUUUUCCGGGGAAACCCCUUCUCUGUGUAGCCUGCUGCGUAAGACACUACAUCUCUUAAACUACCACUCUUAGAGCGACUACUGGACCCCUCAUUGUGUCUUAUGUAAGACCACACAAGCCAGUGUCCUGCCCUACUAUUGCUCGGUGGAUUAAAUGGCCUCUAGCUGGCAUUGAUUCAUCUUUUGGGGCUCACUCGGUUAGAUGCGCUGCCGCUUCUUCUGUAUUUAUGGCUGGAGGCUCCCUGGUGGAGAUUUUAUCUUCCGCUGAUUGGUCCAGGGAGUCUACUUUCCGUACUUUUUAUUUUAGGCAAUCUCCUCAUGUUUCGUUAUCCAUGCUAUCUACGCGUUAAAACAGCAAAUAUGAAGCCUCCUGUCUUGCCAUAAAAUUUGGGAUUAUUCUAACAUUUAGUGACCGAAUAAUCUAAAUUUUAUUAAAGACAGGAGGCAAAUAUUUUCCCACCCGAAAUACUUUUACCCACCCUUCUAGGUAAGUAUCUCAUAGUGCCUCCAUUUCGAAAGGUGGCUAGUGUUCUCUUGGCUUGUCCUCCUUAUUGAACCUAUACAUGUCAUUUGAUUUGUAACUUUGUAUUUCUUGCAUUCAAUUUGAAUUUUGCAUUUUUUAUUGCAUUUUUAGUUUGGUUUUCUCUUGCCAAAGAGACCAUACUUUCACGAUAUUUCUCUUUCCUUCUAGUGUGAAGAUCUCUUGUCAUCCCUAAUUAAAGUCUCCUACGCCUGUUGAGCACUGUUUUUCUCCUACUUGAUCUUACAUCAUUAUCUACUCAUCGUUCUCCUGUUCUUCGUUUAUAUGGUUGACUCUACAACUGUUCGGCUUCAUCAAGAAAGAGGAGUUGGAUCGUUAACUAUUUCUUUGCUGGGAGUUUCAGUAAAGAAAAAUAAGCACAUUUUCACCUCCUGUCUUUAAUAAAAUUAAAAUUAUUCGGUUAUUAAAUGUUAGAAUAAUCCCAAAAUUGUUUUUUGGCAUAAACCACUAUCAACUGACAUAUUGUCUUUUGAUGUAAUGAAAAUGUAAGCUCACCCCUGCUUUCAAACAGUACAGGACGUUUCAAUGGGUUAUAUUAUUCAUACCAUCAGGAAGGUGGAGGAGUGAAUGGAUUCCAUUUCGAUCUUAUCAGUACAUUAGCAUUCCAGAGAUUGAUAAAGAUUAUUGUGGAUGUUUUAAGUAUCUUUAUUUCAGAAAGAUGAUUUAUAUUAACAGUGUUUGGGCUUUAUGAUAAAAGGUAGACCUUCUUUUUACACUGUGUUGUCAUUUUUAGUAAGCUGUAUUGCUAGUAAUGCUGUCAGGGUCCUAACAAAUGCCUACAAGCAAAGUAUUUGACUAUUUUUAUUUAUUUUGUCACAUCUACUAUAUGUGAGAACUUUUUUUUUUUUUUUGCUUUUAUACUAACAUUUCAGACCCUAUGUGAUAUAUAUAAAAGAGACUCUAAAGCUUUUUAUUUCACAAAUAUUUGUUUCAAGGAUGAACAAACAAUGAAAAAUAAACAUUUCCCAUCAUUUACAUGUUUAAGUUUGUCUACAAAGCAAUCUAUACACAACAUUGCUGUGUUAUAUGUUUAUAAUCAUCCCUCAAAGUAAUUUUUCCAUCAAGAAAAUGCUUGGUAGUGAUGGGGUUAAAUAAUAGUUUGUUUGUUUUCUUGUUUUUUUUUUUUUUUUUUUACCACUUCACUACUGAGCACUUUUUGACUGAAGAUUGUAAUGUAACAUUCUGUAGAUCUAUCUCCAAAACAAGUAUGCAUGCACUGUAUUUUUGCUGCUUUCUUUGGUAUAUAAAAACACAGCUUGCAAAAGCUGCAGUUCUGCUGUCUGCAGCCUUUACAACCCCUCCCAUUUUUUCCCAGCACAUCAUUGCCAGGCGAUGCUCCAAUCCGAGGCUUCUCAUUGAGCAUGCACGUGAUUGUGGAUUUCCUAUGCUCUUCAAUGCACUUUUAUAAACUGGCACAAAUAUGACAAACUCCAGACACACAAAACACUUCAGCAAGUUGAGAACUUCAUACGUGAAGUGCUUUAUGCAUCUGGAAUGUUGGAUUGUGAAGAGAAAAAAAAAGCUUUUAAAGUGAAUAUAUAUUUUUAUAUAAACAACUUCUGGCAGUGACCUCUGCCUAAACGAACAGCAUAGUUUAGGCAGAGGUCACUAUAAUCUGUUCUCACUUGUGUGAAUGGAGCUUUUAGGCACAAAUACUUUACCAUAGAUCCUUCAUAGUAAGCUGUCAAAGAUCCUGUUGGAGAAGUUUGGACUUGUAACAAGUACUGUACUUAGAUGGGCAUGGGUAAUCUUAAUGCUUCUGUGUGCAGGGACACCUUGGCAGGGAAUGUCCUAGCUGUAUAAUAUACCGUAUAUACUCGUGUGUAAGUCGAUCUCAUGUAUAAGUCGAGUGCAGUUUUGUGACCAACAAUUGUGAAAUAUGCUAUGCCUCGUGGAUAAGUCGAGGGUAAAACUUGGGGCUAUGAAAUUCUGUGAUUUUUAGAAUUAUAUACACACACACUCAUACAAACACACACUCUGCAUUAUAUAUACACACACACACUCAUACAAACACAUUCUGCAUUAUAUACACACACACACACACACUCAUACAAACACACAUUCUGCAUUAUAUACACACAGACACUCAUACAAACACACACUCUGCAUUAUAUACACAGACUCUGUGUAUAUAAUGCAGAGUGUGUAUAUAGUGAAGAGUGUGUGUUUGUGUAGUGUGUGUGAACUGGGUGGGGGGAGGGCAUUUUUAUUUAAAUUUUUUUUUUAUUUUAAUAUUUUUUUUUUAAUUAUUUAAAAAAUUUUUGUCCCCCCUCCCUGCUUGUUAACCGGUCAGGGAGGGGGGCUAUCUUAAUCCCUGGUGGUCCAGUGGCAUGGGCUGUGAAGUGGGGGGGCCGGCAGGAAGCAUUUACUUACCUUUCCUGCAGCUCCCUUCUCCUCCGUCCCGGUCAGCUCCACUGUAAGUCUCGCGGUCUGGUUGCCGCGCGGAUCGUUGCCACGGCUCUGACGGCCGUGGCUCUCUAAGUUGCCAUAAUACAGACAGUGACUCGAGUAUAAGUCGAGUGGGUGUUUUUAAGCACAAAAAAUGUGCUGAAAAACUAGACUUAUACUCGAGUAUAUACUGUAAACAAGAUCCUAGGUUGUUAUGGUAUUUGGUAUGCCAAUUUUCAUAAUAGAACAUCUCUUGUCAUUUUGAUAAUUUAUGUUAUUUUUAUAUAAUGUUGCUGUCUUUUAAAUGUAAAAAUAUGUAAUUUUUGUGUGUGUGUGUGUGUGUCCCAAUUUAUUUUUUUACUUUCUAUUUAUAUGCAAUAAUAUAAUACAAAUUGUUUCCCACAGCAUGGUGGUAUUUAUGUCAAAAGAAGUGCAAAAUUCAAUGAAAAAGCAAUGAGAGAGAAGUUGCAGUGUCAGGUCAAAGCUGGAACUAAAGUAAGUGAUUUGUAAUUUUUGCAUAUGCUGUGUUUUCAUGAUAGAUUUAUAGAUUAUAUUUCAGCUGUCUAGUUUCAUGAGUAUAUGCUAGAUCCUUGACACUAGCAUACUGUUUCUUUUUAAAGGGACACUAUAGUCACCAGAACAACUACAGUUUAAUGUAGUUGUUCUGGUGAGUAUAAUAGCUCCCUUCAGGCAUUUUCAUGGAAACACUGCCUUUUCAGAGAAAGAAUAAAGCAUUUAUAAUCCUCACCUGUGUAUAUUGAAAAUAAGCUUAGUUAAAAAAAAAAAAAUAAUAGAAAUAAAGGGGACUGCAGAAAGAGACAAUUUGGGGCAUAUUAAUAGGGGAGGGGGAGUGACCGAGCCACUUUAAAAGACACUAGGCACAAGUAGGCACUGUAACUGCUUGAUCUCAUUGUAAUUGUUAUAAUUCCUGUUUUUAGUGUUAAACCAGUUUUAGUGUUUGUUUUACUACUAAACAAGAAUUCCUGGCAGCCAGUUUUCACAUUCCUAGCAGCCAACCACAUUCAGCCUAUUACUGGUAUAACUAAGGUAGUGUAUAAUAAUCUCUGCUGAAACCAUACCUUCAAUGGGUGACCAAGCUAUUUGUGGCCAGAUAACAUUAUACUGUGUAAAAACCUCUUUUAAAAUUAUUUAAAGGGACUAUAGUCACCAGAACAACUACAGCUAAUUGUAUUUGCUUUGGUGAGUAUACCCUUCAGGCUUUUUGGAGUAAACAUUGCCUUUUCAGAGAAAAUGCAGUGUUUACAUUAAAGCCUAGGGAUACUUCCACUGGCCACUCCUCAUAUGGCUGCUAGAGAUGCUUCCUUGGGAAGAGCUGCACAACGUGCAGCACUGCUAUUCAUUAACUCCACACUCUGCAUGAAGACACUGAACUUUCCUCAUAGAGCUGCAUUGAUUCAAUGGAACUUUAUGACGAGAUGCUGAUUGGCCAGGUCUGAUUUUGGCUUGUGCUGUAUCUGCCCCUGAUCUGAAUCACUGACAAUCUCAGCCAAUCCAAUAUGAAAGAAUUGUGAUUGGUUCCGACCACCACUGAUGUCAGUCAAGCAGGAAGAUUGGGACAGAGCCAGCAACAGCAGACUGCAAUAAAUGUAAGAUUUUGCUAUAAUUAGGAAGAGUUAGGGGAGCUAGAUGGUGUUUUUCACACUAUAGGGUCAGGAAUACAUUUUUGUGUUCCUGACCCUAUAGUGUUUAUUUAAAUUGCAUGGAGGUAAUUCAGUGAGAUGAAAUGGUUAUAGUGCCCCUUUAAUUUGUUAGGUUAUAAACCCCAUACAAACAAAUCGAAGGUAAUAGAACGUAGUGUGAAAAUACUUACACUGAUCAAUUACAAAGUCACACAGAGCUAGUGUAACUGUGUAAAGGAUGCUAUAAGGUAUAGAAUAAUAAUAUAGAGACAAUAGGUAAUGUUGAGACAAAGGCAUGGAGAGAACAGAAAGAGAUGUGGGGAAAAUAUGAAAAGUAGAUGAAUAAGGUAGCAUCUUGCCAGGCUUGGGAGACCCUGCACCCAGUAACAGAGUGAAGCAGUCGCAAUGCAGAGUGUAGACAAUACUGGAGGGAUUCCAGAAGAUAUGAGCGGUAUAAUGGAAGUGGAAGGCUAAGCUUGUUAACUGGGUGGUAAAUAAUUGCAAGUCAUUCAUCUAGAAACCGCGUAAGAUCAGUUAAGAUAGUCAACCUAUUGCUACUGGUGAAAAAGUAAAAAAAGUUUUAUAAAAAUAUAUGGUUUGAUGGGGGUAAAUUACAUUGGCCAGCUUCAGAAAUGUCCCAAAUAGGACAUGGGUGCAUGAUGACCAUCUGUGAACAUUCCAAGUUGGAAAACUGGAAUGCGCACCCUCCAAAUAAGGUCUUUCAGCCCCCAAAGAACCCGACCAUUGAUGGUAUCAUUGUACCCAGGAGAUGUUGCUGUGCUGAACACAUAUUGUGGUGUUCUUUGGCAGAAACCCUUCAAGUUCUCUGUAUAUGUAUUCUUAAAUUGCUGUGUGUGUCAAAAAAAAUCACAAAUUAUUUUUGUUUUAUUUGGCAUAGAUUGGUGGUAAAAUGGUUGCAUGAAAAGAGUCAAAAUACCCCAAGUUUAAUACCUUAAGUUGUCUUCUCUUAAAAAAUCUAUACAUGUGGAGGGUUGUUCAGGGAUUCACUUGCGUUAAAAAAUAAAAAAAUGGUUUGGAAAUAGCAAAGUGCUACUUGAACUUAUUGCCCUAUAACUUUCCAAAAAAAGCUAAGAACAUGUUAACAUUUGGGUAUUUCUAAACUCAGGACAAAAUUUAGAAACUAUUUUGCACGGGUGUUUUCUGGCGGUUGUAGAUACGUAACUGAUUUUGGUGGUCAAAGUUCGAAAAAGUGUGCUUUUUAAAAAAAAGAUUUCAUCAUAUUUUAUAAAAAAAAAAUGUAUAGUAAAUUAGAUAAUAUGAUGAAAAUUAUGGUAUCUUUAGAAAGACCAUUUAAUGGCAAAAAAACCCACAUAAUAUGUGUGGGUACAGUAAAUGAGUAAGAGGAUAAUUACAGCUAAACACAAACACCGCAGACAUGUAAAAACAGCUCUGAUCCCAAACGGUAAGAAAAUUGAAAAGUGGUCUGGUCACUAAGAGGUCAAGCAGAAGUGCUUUAAGUGUCUGGACGGUCCCUUUAAGGAAUAGUAGACAUGAAACUAUUUUCAAACAUAUGUUAAUAUCAGGUAACAUGUUUGGUAAAACUGAAAUGACAUGGCUCUCUGACAGGAGAAUGCACAUAAAUGUUUGCAGGCCUACUUCGUUGGCUUUCUUGAGAAAAACUGUGGUUAGACAGGAUAUAGAGCUAAUCCGUGGAAAUUGAAAAUAUGUCCAGAUAACCCUUGAAAGGCCCAGUAGAAGUGAUAGUUCAAAGCCUCAGCCCCAAAAAUGCCUAUAGCAGGAAGCAACAGUCAAGAGUAGCAAACAGAGAAGGUCUUGUAUGAUCUGGCAAAGCUGUUCCAAAGUGCCGGAGAGUUGUUGUAACUGGGGUCCAAAAUAGAAACUGCUACUUUAUAUGCAGGUUUAACAGCUGCUGUGCAGCCAGUAAACUGUAUUUCUGAAGGUGAACAACUUGGUAACAAAAAUGUAGAUUGCAGCAGUGUGAUACAGUGGAGUUCAAGCGCUCAGCCUCAAUAAUGAUCAGUAAGAGCAUUGGGUUGGCUAAAAUCAGAGUGGGGGCGGCGCCAAACGCUGUUUUAGCCAAUCAACACCUCCUCAUACAGAUGCAUUGAAUCAAUGCAUCUCUAUGAGGAAAAUUCAGCAUCCCCAUGCAGAGCGUGGAGACACUGAACAGCAGUGCCCCCUACUGUGCAGCACUGAGCCAAGAAGCCCUUCCAGUGGCCAUCUGAGGAGUGGCCACUUGGAGGUGUCCCUAGAGGGCAAUGUAAACACUGCCUUUUCUCUGUUUGCAUUAAAAUGCAAGCAGGCAAUGAUUAUACUUGCCAAAACAACUACAUUAGGCUGUAGUUGUUCUGGUGACUAUAGUGUCCCUUUAACUAUUAGAAAUUUUGAACUAUAAAUUACAUUAUUUGUUUUUGAUGUAGUGUUGAUGACUAUCUUGAAAUACUCUUGGAUUAUUGUACUUUCGUACUUGUAAUACUAUAAUAAUGUAUUUGGUUUGCUUAUUUGAUGCCUAAUUUUGCUUGACAAUAUUUAUAGUAUGUUCCAGUAAUUUUCUGCAAUUAUAUACUCUGUAUGUCAUAUUUGUUGGGAUCUGGCUUUUACUAUCAUGGCAAAGUUAGUAAUUUAAUAGCCUUAUGUUUUUUUUUUGCAAUGAUGGACUUUAUAUUUGGCACUGCUCAGUGUUGUGUAAAAAUUAACUUUUGUUGUCUGUUACAUAGUUACAUAGCUGAAUAGAGACUUGCGUCCAUCAAGUUCAGCCUUCCUCGAGUAUGUUUUUGCUGUUGAUCCAAAAGAAGACAACAAAAAAAAAAUCUAGUCUGAAGCGCUUCCAAUUUUGCAACAAACUAGGAAAGAAUUCCUUCUUGACCCCAAAAUAGCAGUCAGAUGUCUCCUUGGAUUAAGCAGCUAUUACCCCACUAAUUAGAAAUUAUAUUCCUGUAUGUUAUGGUUUUGCAAGUAUUUAUCCAAUUGCAGUUUAAACACCUGUAUGGACUCUGAUAAAACCACCUCUUCAAGCAGAGAAUUCCAUAUCCUUAUGGCUCUUACUGUAAAAAAAAAAAAACAUUUCUUUGCCUUAGAUGAAAUCUCCUUUCUUCCAGCCUAAAUGUGUGACCUUGUGUCCUAUGUAAAUCCCUGUUUAUGAAUAGAUUUCCAGAUAAUGGUUUGUACUGGCCCCGAAUAUAUUUGUAUAAUGGGAUCAUAUCCCCUCUGAGGCGCCGUUUUUCCAAACUAAAGAGAUUUAAAUUCUUUAACCUUUCUUCGUAACUAAAAUGCUCCAUUCCUUUUAUCAAUUUUGUAGCUAGUCUCUGCACUUUUCCUAGUGCCAUGAUAUCCUUCUUUAGAACAGGUGCCCAAAAUCGCACAGUAUAUUCAAGGUGUAAUCUUACCAGCGAUUUAUAAAGAGGCAAAUACAUUUUUUCAUCCGAGAAUUUAUGCCCCUAUUUAUACAUGACAAAACCUUACUGGCCUUAGCAACUGCAGAUUGACAUUGCAUAUUGCUGCCUAAUUUGCUGUCUAUAACAAUUCCCAAAUCCAUCUUGUGUGUGGUUAUCCCUAAUUCACUACCAUUUAGGGUGUAAGUUGCUUGUGCAUUCUUGACCCUGAAGUGCAUAACUUUGCAUUUCUCUAUGUUAAAUUUCAUCUGCCAUUCUAGUGUCCAGUCCCCCAAUCUAUCUAAAUCUCUCUGCAGCAAAGCAAUAUCCUGCUCACAUUUUAUUACUUUACAAAGUCUUGUGUCAUCUGCAAACACUGUUACAUGCCUUUCAAUGCCUAUUUCAAGAUCAUUUAUAAAUAUGUUAAAUAGAAGCGGUCCUAAAACAGAACCCUGAGGGACAACAUUUACCACUUUUGUCCAGCCUCAAAAUUUACCAUUAUUGUCUACAUUUUUUUUUCCUCUGACGUGCAUGUAUAAUUUUUUCAUAGUUUGCUUUUCAAAAACACUUCAAUCGUUACCAAUGCCUUUUUAAAGUGAACGUGCAACAAGUGGGUUCUUCACAUUUUUUCAAAGACUCGGCAAGGUGUCAUAUUUGCUUUCAUAUGCAAUGAAAUAUAUUUAUUCUGUCCCUCUUCAGCGCUGCCAUACUUAUUUGUCUCCUAUUGACUUCAUUUGUGCAUCCGAUUCUAACGCUUUCGCUGUAAGACAAAGCAGAGUCCACGGAGGAUUCCAGUUGAAUGCAGUAUCUUGAAUAGCUUAUCUUGUGCCUGUUCAAUAAAGUGCCAAAGGUAUCCAUUGUGCAUGUUAUUGCAGAUACAUUGCAUAAGCGUGCCCCAAGAAUGGGGUACAUUGGCGUUGUGGCAGGCUUAUGCAAUUUAUGAUCACAUCAUUGUACAGCGCUACCGAAUCUGAUGCUGCUAUAUAAAUAAUAAAAUAAUAAUGUAACUAAACCCCCAUUAUAUUUUGCCUAGGUGAGGUGUUUUUUAAACAAAACUAUUACAAUCUCUAAGAUUUGAAAUCAUUGUUUAGUGAAUAAGUGAGUGCGCUUGAUUAUGUAUUUUCUAUGUUGUGUAAAUUGGCCACAGCAGCACCCUGUAAUAUAUACAUGUUCAGGUGAGGGCAGCCAUCCUUGGGCUGCUCUGCAAUUUAAUGUAGUACACUUUAAGUAAUAGCACUCCAACACUUUCUUCUGUGUUGUGUAAGUAAAACUUAGCUUUUAUUUAAUUGUUCCAAAAUAAAAAUUAAAAAAAUCUACUUUUCCCGUUUACAUGGAUAAACUUGCUUCAGGAGAUGUAUCUAUAUUAUUAGUGUUAUAUAAAGAAAAAAUCAUUGUUUAGUAGAUAUUUACCCUCAACGAAAACAUACAUUAUUUAAUUGGAAGUAUAUCUAAAACCAGCUCGCAAAAGCUGUAGUUCUCGUCUGCUGCCUUGGCAAGCCCUCCCCUUCUAAACCCACCCAGACUUUCUGUGGCUGUCCAGUCAAACAUUUUCCAAUGCAGCUCAUUGAGAAGUCAUUGCAAGGCAGCUGCUCAAGGCAGUCGCCUGCCUUUUGAGUUAAACUCCAUUGAGCUAACCAAACCAGGAAGUAACAGGGCCGGUGUAAGGAUUCAUAUGAGAUUGACUAAAACUUCAUCCCUGAAAGGCUUAAUGUUAGUCUCACAUUAACUCUUUUAGGGAUGGAGUGUUCAAUCUCUCAUUAAUCCUUACAGUCGUUUUUUUAUUAACAUUUUGGGGAGGGGUGUAACAAGGUUAUUUUAUAUAAGUGGUCAUUUGGUGUAAUCAAACACUGAAGCCAUAUUCUCUCUGCAGCCUGAUCCUGUUCUAGUUAUGCACUCACUGUGGGGGAGGGACGGGGCAUUUUGUCAUUGGUCAACGGUCACCAGAAUCCUAUGAGAAUGGACCCCAAUAUGCACAGAAUUAACAUUAGCCAGCCUGAAACACUAAUGCAAGUGCCACUGCUGUUUUAGCCAUGCAAUAAACUGUCAUUUUGUACAGAUGGCAGUUUUUUUAUUGUAGGGUUAAACCUACCUGACAACCACUAAAAGCGCUUUGCCUUUGAGCAUGAGUCGGGCUCUGUUUUCAAUCAAAUACUACUCCUAGAGACCAUAAAGGUUUGGUGAUUUGCCAUGUAUAAGCACUAGCCUCCUAGUUCUUCUACUUCAAAUUUGAACUACAGCAAGUCUGAUACUACAUUAAGUUACAGGCAAGACCCAUAACAUCUUCUGUCUGGGGGUGGUAGUAUGUCGAAUGUGCUAUAGUUGAGAGCAUACUGGUUUCAUAGGGUAUUUAUCAAAGUUAGGUCACAAGGUAAACCUACUGCAAACAAGGAUAAGCCUAUAGUUUUGCUACUCAAACAAGAUCUGCUUAGGCUUAUGUUAUGAAUAAUUUAGCAAAACUUGUAUCAUGUUUGUAAGCCUUUUCUAGCAGUCUUAUUCCUUCAAGCAUAUGAGCGGUUUCGCUGACAAUUUAAUCCCUAGAUGAAAAUAAAUGAGUAAAGGAUCUAAGUGUGCAUGUGUGGAUUGGCAUGCUUUAUAGGGUUGCUCUGUGGUUUUGUGUAUUUAAACCAGCAAAGCUGUCAGAAAUCGGUGUCAGGGUUUGUUUGCAGUAGCUGAGAUUAAUCCAGACAGCUAUUGGGAGUCACCAGAUAUUUUACAUGCUCUUUGUACUGAAUCAACUUUAGACUUGGGUGUUGCACCACUAAACUUUAAAUUGUAGCCAAACAACCAAAUCCAGGCUCAAUUAGGUGAUGUUUUUAAAAAAAAAUAAAUAAAAAUAUAUCCACAAGUAAUCCUCUUAUUAUGACCUUAUAUCUGGGCAUUAGCCUUCAAGUAGCCCUCCUAAUUUUUCCAAAUUGUUCCAUAUCCUUUUAUAGACUGACGCCUUGGGAUGUAUAGCUUUUGCAACUAUUGAAAAGAAACUGUCAUAGUUUAUUUUAAAUAAAAUACAUAGGUGUAUUAUAGCAUUUGUGAAUAUUAUUUUGUAAUGCAUACAUAUAUAUAAGUAAAUGGAUUUCAGGGCAUCUCCAGCCCUACUCUUACUCAAUGGGGGACAUCUUAAAAAUACACUUUGAGCGGUAAUCGAAUGUUCAUAUUGUGCACAGCUUUGGCAGAUGCUUGGUGUCAAACCAAAUAAUAUGUAAAGAUGUCUAUCCUGACAGAGCAAGGGUGAGAUAGGAAAUGCUAUAAAAAUAUAAUUGUCUUGUAUGAAUGGAUUUCAAUAAUACAGAUAGAACCUAUAAUACAGGCAAUCUUUUUAUAUUCAGUAAUAACAAACAAUGGCAAUUUUACGUUAAGCUCUCACUCAUUGUGAAAAAGGAAAUUUCUAUUCAAAGCAAACUUGCCCAUUUAAAAAUACGUUUCAGUAUUAUGGUAUUAAUCAAGGCCAUCAUUUAUGUUUUUAACUUGGGUUUGUUGAUAUGAACUAAAUUUGCAUUUUACUAUAUUGUACAAUAUAUUUAUGCACAUUUCAUUUUUGUAUUAACUGGAUUAGGCAGAAAAUGUAAUAAAGCAGGGAAUGCUAUCAGAAUGCUUGGUUGUAUAGGGAGAGGUAUUAGCAGUAGAAAGAGGGAAGUGCUCAUGCCAUUGUACAGAACACUGGUGAGACCUCACUUGAAGUAUUGUACACUGUACUGGAGACCCUAUCUCCAGAAGAUACUUUAGAGCAGGGGUAGUCAACCUUUUUCUACCUACCGCCCACUAAUGCAUCUUUCUUGAUGGAAAAAUUUCUUUACCGCCCACCAGUUUUCACGCAAGUGCAGACAAUUUUUUUAGAAAGGCGUGUGUUUUAAAAAAAAUAAAUGUACGUACAUUUAUCUUUUUAUUUCUACUUAAUGCAUGUUUAUAAUGUUUUUAACUUUAAAAAGUUUAAUGAGAAAACAAUAAAGUAAAUUGAAAUUACCUUUAACUAGUGAGGUUGAUGCUGCGAGACUAAAUAUUUUAAAUCUGGUUCGAUUUUCGUAAGGAACAAAGAGGUCUCCUCUUUUGGUGAUAUUCAGAUGACUUCUCUGUUUGCGCAUAAUACGAUUUCUCAUCUGUGCGUCAGCUCCGCUCCUCAAUUUCCAUUUUCCUUUUUUCUUUCCUUUUGACCUUUCUUAUAGCAAUGCCCAGCAGGAAGGCUGAGCUAAGUAUCCCACUUACUGUUAUUAGCCAACAACAAUUCUCUCCUUUUCCUAUUUUUUAUUUUCCUUCUUUCUCCUUUUUUACAAGUAGUCUGCUCUUUCUUUCUUCUCUUCCACAAGUACUCUGCUCCUUCUUUCUUCUAUUCUACAAGUACUCUGCUCCUGCUUUCUUCUAUUCUACAAGUACUCUGCUCCUGCUUUCUCCUUUUUACAAGUACUCUGCUCCUUCUUUCUCCUUUUUACAAGUACUCUGCUCCUUCUUUCACCUUUUUACAAAUAUUCUGCUCCUUCUUUCUUCUAUUCUGCAAGUACUCUGCUCCUUCUUUCUCCUUUUUUACAAGUACUCCUCCUUUAUUUUAUCCCCUUUUUUUCUAUUUUUAUUCCCCUUUUUUUUAAAAUCUUUUCCUUUUUAUCUCCUUUUUUUUUUUAAUGCUUUUCUUUUACCCUGCUUAUGGCAUUGUACAAAAGUAAGGCUGAGCUAGUUAGCCCACUUAUUAUUAUUAUUAUUAUUAUUAUUAUUAGCCAACAACAAUUCUCUCCUUGUCCUGCCUAUAACUUUUCUUUCUCCUAUUUUACAACUGCUCUGCUCCGCUUGUGCCUGCUUCAGCCUGUCCCUGCUAUCGUGCAUCAGCUCCCACUCCUCCCCUUCCUCUUCCCACGUGUUACACGUUUGCGCGUGCAUGUACGUGUUCGCGUGCACGCAUUCACGUGUUUGCACGCGUUCGCACUUUCAUGUGUGCCCACCAGUAGGCUGUAGGAACCAGGAUGACGACCCAUGCUUUAGAGAGAGUUCAGAGAAGGGCUACUAAACUGGUUCAUGGAUUACUGGAUAACACUUACCAGGAAAUGUUAAAGGAUCUUAACAUGUAUAGCUUGGAGGAAAGACGAGACAGGGGGGAUAUGAUAGAAACAUUUAAAUACAUAAAGGGAAUCAACACAGUAAAGGAGGAGACUAUAUUUAAAAUAAGGAAGGCUAUCUCAACAAGAGAACAUAGUCUUAAAUUAGAGGGGCAAGGGUUUAAAAUGAUAUCAGGAAGUAUUACUUUACCUAGAGCAGGCUUCCCCAAACUCCGGCCCUGCAGAUGUUGCUGAAUUACAACUCCUAUGAUUCUCAGCCUAUCUAUUUCAUUCAUAGAAUCAUGGGAGUUGUAGUUCAGCAACAUCUAGAGGGCCGGAGUUUGGGGAAGCCUGACCUAGAGGGUAGUGGAUGCAUGGAAUAGCCUUCCAGCUGAAGUGGUAGAGGUUAACCCCGUGAAGGAGUUUAAGCAUGCGUGGGAUAGGCAUAAGGCUAUCCUAGCUAUAGGAUAAGGCCACGGACUAAUGAAAGUAUUUAGAAAGUUGGGCAGACUAGAUGGCCGAAUGGUUCUGCUGUCACAUUCUAUGUUUCUAUUUCUAUGUGAUAGAGGACUAUUAUUUCCCUGGUAAUAGUGCUCAAUGAUACAAUGUUACCCAAAUGCAGCACCAUUAUUUGUUUGAGAUUUCUUUUUGAUAAUGUUGACUAUGAUGAGGUCAUAUGGUACAGGUAAAAUUGUUUAACAUGUGUUUUCAGUAGAUCUGAGUUAAAGGGACACUUCUUCUGCCCAUUGGAGUGAUCUGGGUGCCAACUCCCAUAACCCUUAACCCUGCAAGUGUAAUUAUUGAAGUUUUUAUAAACUGCAACAAUUACCUUGCAGGGUUAAGUCCUCCUCUAGUGGCUGUCUAUCAGCUUCUUAGAACACGAAAAGUGUUUUAAACAAUGCUGGACGUCCACACGCUAUGCAUGAGAACCUCCGGCGUCGCUGUAAUCCCCAUAGGACAGCAUUGCAGUGCAUUCACCCAUUACACCCAUUCACCCAUUCAUUCACCCAUUACAUUCACCCAUUACCAAACAAUAUGUCAAGGUAGUUGGACUGAAACAUUGGUUAUAUGCAAAUGCACGUUUCCUUAAAAUAAAUGCGCUCUUUUGUUUACUUUGGAGCCCUACAAGCGUGAGGUUGUCCAGUGUCAAGCAACUUUUUUUAUACUGUACCUUUCAAAAUAAACCUAUGUUUCUAUGAAAACUGACAUUUUUGUUUUUUUGCAGCCCACAUAAACCUUAUUUAUUUGGCCAUUCUUAGCCAUUGUGUUUGACAUGCUUGCUGUAAAAGAUGAUAAUCUGUAUCAAGGGACAUGAACUGAAAGACCACAAUCAAACUAUGGAUUCUGUAGAAUUGUAGAGGUUAAAACUGUGUAAUCUAUCUUGAUAUCCUUUAGGACUUUGUUUAGGAGCUCAGUUCAGGGAAACUAAUCAAAUACAAGGUGUUGGAGAACUUAAAACUUAUAUUGCCAUUUUUUUAAUUCAGUUGCAGAUAACUUGCAUUUUGUUGCUUGAGACAUUCUGAUUAAUGGCAUAAACACAUGAUGGUGGCACAUCAUAGAAAUUGGCUAAGUUAAGGACUCUUGCAUCUCUUAGAAUUGCCAUGUAUUACUUGAAAUUCUGGUGCAUGAAUGUACAUUUAUUUGAUGAAGCCAGUAGACCUUCUAACAUACAGGACAUACCGUAUUUUGUUUUCUUAAAUUGCAAAUGAUUUAUUGCAGGUAGUAAGUAUGAAUGCUUUAUUAAUACAUUGAUUAAGAUAAAGUAAAAGUUCUGACCGUUUUACAUAUUUUACAGAUGUAUCUUGUGAUUUUCCCUGAAGGCACUCGUUACAAUCCAGACAUCCCAAAGGUCAUAGUUGACAGCCAGGCAUUUGCCAUGAAAGAAGGUAAAACAUGGGAAUUUGCAUACAGAAGCUUCAAUAAAAUGCAUGCCUAGUAACUCUUUUGAGAUAUGUAUAUCCCUGUCACCCAAACCUCAUACUAUCGUGGCAUUAUUUAUUUUCUUCCCCAAGUGUGUUCAGUGUGUUUGGCUUCAGAGAACAAUUUCUUAAAGCCAUUGUUGCUGAUUUUCAGUAUACUUCCACGUUAAAGCAUUUAAAGAGACACUAUAGACACCCAGACCAGUUAAUCUAAUUGAAGUGGUCUGGGUGCAGUGUUCCUGUUCCCUUAGCCCGUCAAUGUAAUACAUUGCAGUUUUACAGAAAAUGUUUACAUUGCAGUGUUCAGAUUGCCUCUAGUCUUAACACUCUAGUCUUAACUCCAUGAAACAGCGCUGGACGACCUCAUGCUUUACAUGAAGACAUCCAUUGUCAAGCAAUACUCCGAAGAAAAGCACCAAGUUGAUGCUUUCCUAUGGAGAGUCCUAGUGUGCACGCGGCAGGUUCCCCCAUCAGCUGAUGGCACAGGAGGAAUGCGACCCAGUAUCGAGGGACAUCAAUGCUGGAAUCAGGUGAGUGAAAGAGAGUGUGUUUUUUUUAACCUUUUAAUGGACGGGGGAAUCGGGGCGGUACGGAGUUAGAGCAACAUUAUAGUGUUAGGAAUACAUGUUUGUAUUCCUAACACUAAAGUGUUCCUUUAAUAUUCAGGAAUGUGACCGGAUGUUUUCUCAAAGAGCAUAAGAUGGAGUCAAAGCAGUACUUUCCACAUCAUUAGACACAAAAGUAGAAAAAAAAUAUAUGCAUUCAGGAAGCCAUAUUGAAAAACAUAAUUCAGAGAUGACUGAGAGACACCCUUUGUAGGCCUACAUGUAUUUGCCAUGACUUAACAUACAUUAAGAAGCAUGUAAACUUAUCCUCAGACAACCUUCAGAUGACAGUAAUGGAUUAGUAGCUCAGUCACAGUUUAGAACAAAAACAUGUCUACAUCUGUUUAAUAUUACUGAUUUCAUAUCUAGGUGAAAUAAACUUUUGAGGAUUUAAAAACACCAUUCCCACGACUGUAAACUCUCAGCUUGGUGUCUGAUACCCUCAGCAGGCCAUGGCUUUUGACUUGACCAAACGAUCCGCCCAGUGAUUCAGUAAUGGUCUUCAUUUAUCGGAGUCUUAAAGCUGCAGUCUCAAAGCAGUCAUUUAUAAGCUUUUGGGCUAUUUUAAGGACUUCUUUUAAUUCUUCUUAGAAAGUGGUUGACUUAAUUCCAGGCAAUAAUGCAUUUUUUUUUUUUUCUUUUUACUGAAAACUCAUGCUGUCAUGUUGGCGCAACAUACGAUAAAGACUCACAGGGAGAUUAGAUUUUCUCACAGGAUCCUUAAACUCUACACAUGCACAAAAAUACAUUCUCAUAAAAAAAACACAAAACUGCAGCUUUUUUCAGUUCUUAUGAUGAUAGAGCAGGACCUUUUUAUCAGGACAUUGUACUUCUAAAUGACAUAAUACUCAGAAACCCAUAAUAUCAUGGAUUUAGACUUGUGUGUUAUAAAAGUGCUGCAUGUGAUCAAUCCCUGCAGUAGAGAUCUGAAUAUUUCAAAAUUAUAGAGUUGUACAUGGUUAAAAGGAUACUAAAAGUGCAAGGAUGUAUUCCUGACACUAUAGCCCCUCUGCCAGCCCCCUCCCUCACGCACUUCCGUCCUCAGUUUUCGAAAGGGUUAAAAACCCUUUAUUUACAUGCCCAAUCCCAGCACCGAUGUCCCUUGGCGCUGGGUCACUGCUCCACCUCCUCUGACGGUGCUUAAUAAGGGGGCACUAAUGCACAUAUGCAUCAAGCGCCGCACGCAUUAGAAUCUCCCUAUAAAAAAGCAGUGGAUCAGUAGUUUCCUAGAGGGAAAAAAAUCUGACACUUGAUGUCCUCAUGCAGAGCGUGAGGACAUCCAGCAUCAGAUACGGGAUCAAAGGUCUGUUUGGAUGCAGGAAGGGCGUCCAGUGGCUGUCUCCAAGACUUAAGGCAGACUUAUGCAGCAAUGUAAACAUGCUUCAAUGAGCUGAAGUGGUCUGGGUGCCUAUAGUGUCCCUUUAGCUAGGGUACAUGGCUACGGUGAAGUAACUGAAUGAAGAAGAAGCUUAGUCUGUGGUAUUUUCAUUUUUAGAUCUGAACAUUGUGAUUAUUAAGCCUUACCAUUGCUGAGUAUUAUAUAAUUAAAAAAAAUGGGACCAGACUGUGUCCAUGCAACCCCAUAUGCAGCAAACAGCAAUGCACUCUGUGUUCUGACUACUUUCUAUCAUGUCCAGCAUUAGAUUUUUCAGCAAUUGGAGCUACAGUAGCUCUUCUGUGUGAUCGGACCAGAAGGGCUAGUCUUCGUUCCCCACGUGCUUCAACAAUGAUCUUUGAGUGCCCAUGACCUCGAUGUCGAUUUUAGCCUUUCCUGCACCGCUUUUGGUAGUUACUAACCACUGCAUACAGAACAUCCCACGAGACUUGACAUUUUGCCAAUGCUCUGACAAGUCAUCUACUCAUUACUAUAUGGCCCUUGUCAGUCACUCAGGCUUUUUGCCCAUUUCACCUGCUUUCAACACAACCAAUGAAAUAACUGACUGCUCACUUUCUGCCUAAUAUAUCCCCCACCUUUACAGGUGUCAGUGUAAAAAUACUAUAGUCACCCAGACCACUUCAUUGAGAUGGAUGCUGGGUGUAGUGCCUCUGGCCCCUUAACCCUACAAUGUAAAACAUUAUGUCUAGGUGUCCUCUAGUUAUAAUGUGAUAAUGUUAUAAUGAUUUGUAGUUCAGAUCGCUUAGUGGUGUCAGUGGCUAAUCUGUUGCAUACCUUUUUGAUAAGAAGGUCUUUUUCAGUAUGGUGAUGUAUCUAAAAUGGCAGGCUCACGGUGCCACAUUUUGCAAAACAUUUAUAGGUGCUCGGAGUGUCCCUUUAAGUCCACCUGUAAUGACAGUCAGUUUGACAGCCAUCAGAGGCACUUCCGCUGCACUGACGGAAUAAAACUCAGUCACGUGACACAGAAGCCCAAUAGAAAAGCAUUGAUUCAAGUGCUGCUGAGACCAGUGUGGACCAGAACACUAUAGCAUUGGGUAUUGGGUAUUUCUCGUGCUAUAGUGUUCCUUUGAGUAAUCUGGUUCUGCUGUAUAUUGUCUGUGGCUGCCAAGUAUUACAAUGAUAUGUGAUACAUUUCUAUAGGUAAAGAUUUCCUUUUUCUAGGUCUUCCAGUAUUGAAACAUGUGUUGACUCCACGUGUGAAAGCUACCCAUGUUGCAAUUGACGCGAUGCAGAACCACCUUGAUGCUGUCUACGAUGUCACGGUAGCAUAUGAAGGAACUACAAACCAAGAAGGACAAAGGAAAGAGGCUCCAUCAAUGACAGGUAUUCCAUAUAUAAAUGCUUGCAGGUAUGUGUCAACAUUCCUGAGCUAGACAAGUUAUAUUUUAUUUGCUAUAAAUCCUUUGGUUGAAGCUGUUAAAACUUGGAUUGAUCUCAAGUAAGAUGUAAUGCGCUGCGUGUCGGUGCCAAAUACCAUCCCAAGUGUGCAAUUUAUUUUGUCACACAACUGUCUUAUAUCCUUAUCAUGUAAAUUUAUUAGUGCUAUUAAACUGCUUUAUAAAAAUGCAGCCUUUGUAAAUCUUUUUUCAGUUCGUAAUAUAUACUUAGUGACGGUUACCACAUUACGCUGUUGUUUAGGGGGACCUGGAUAUCUUUGGCAAGGCUUGGAUCUAGGGGAACUCCUGGAUCAAACACAGUCAUUCAGCCAUGUCCAUGAAUCUACCACGUUUGGGACACUGGGGUUAAUAUUGAUUAUUAUUUUUUUUGUAAUCCUCAUGGGCAUAAUGUAUUUUUUUUUUUUUUUUUUUCAAUUUAUUUGAAUUCUGUGAUUUAGAUAGCUGGUGUGGGUAGCAGUGGGAAAUUCGGUGUUAGGAUAGUUAGGGGUUAAAAAAAAGUUUAAACAAAGCAAAAAAAAUCUAUUUUUAUGGUAGUUUAGUUGUAGUUAUAAAGUGCAGUCUGAAAAUGCUUAGAAGCGAGGAGGAUUAUAAAAUUUUAACGGCCGAUUCUGAGAUUACAGCGCCUCAGUGAGUGACACAGGUGAUUUCCCUGACGCUGCCCAAAACGCAUAUGACUGGAUUCCCCAUUCCAAUGAUUUCACCCCCUGACAUCCCUAUCGUUUCUGCAACUCCAGGCAUACAGACUGGUGUGACCAGAUAUGGCCCAAUCCCUAUGAUGAGCAGUUUCUUACCCAGAACCCUGAAUCAAUUACUGCCAGUAAAGUAGCAUGGUACCACACCAGUUUGGCUGAAUUAAAACAAUAUUAACGGGGAUCAUAAGGAAUUAUCUAUUAUUACCUGGAAUUUGAAAAAGAAUCCUAUUUGCUAUACCCCAAUUUUUUCACAAACUAGAAAGAUGCAGACAUGAAGCAUGACUCAAUUUUCUGCAUUUUAACGAUAGCAGUGUGUGCUUACAAAGAACUAAUCCGAAGUUUUAUUAUUUAUAAAGCGCCAACAAAUUCUGUAGCGCUGUACAAUAGGUGGACUAACAGAUGUAUUUGCAACAAGACAAUUUGGACACACAGGAACAGUGUUAAGCUCCAUUAUAUACAUCUAUGAAAAUGCUCUCUUAAUAAGCUGAUAUUCUCACGCCUCUUAUAUUGCACUUUAACUCCCAGAUUGAGCAGUGAGACUGUAGGACAAGCAUGUCAAACUCAAAGGCUAAAUCGGGCCAAAUAAGCACAUUUACUUGGGCCGCAAAAAAAAUAUUUCGGAAAGUACAGUAUAAAAAAAAAAAAGUUACCGAACUGACACUGGACGUCCUCACGCUUGUAGGGCUUCAAAGUGAACAAAAGAGCGAAUUUAUUUUAAGGAGACGUGCAUUAGCAUAUAACCAUCGUUUCAGUCCAACUACCUUGACAUAUUAAAGGAACACUAUAGUCACCUAAAUUACUUUAGCUUUCUGUUUAUACAGCCCUAGCCACACCUCCCCUGGCUAUGAUUGACAGAGCCUGCAUGAAAAAAAAAACUGGUUUCACUUUCAAACAGAUGUAAUUUACCUUAAAUAAUUGUAUCUCAAUCUCUAAAUUGAACUUUAAUCACAUACAGGAGGCUCUUGCAGGGUCUAGCAAGCUAUUAACAUAGCAGGGGAUAAGAAAAUCUUAAUUAAACAGAACUUGCAAUAAAGAAAGCCUAAAUAGGGCUCUCUUUACAGGAAGUGUUUAUGGAAGGCUGUGCAAGUCACAUGCAGGGAGGUGUGACUAGGGUUCAUAAACAAAGGGAUUUAACUCCUAAAUGGCAGAGGAUUGAGCAGUGAGGCUGCAGGGGCAUGUUCUAUACACCAAAACGGCUUCAUUACGCUAAAGUUGUUCAGGUGACUGUAGUGUCCCUUUAAGAAAUGUUUGGUAAUGGGACCAAAACGGUGAAUGUAUGCUGUUGAACACGUGUAAAAAAACAAAUUAAGUUAUCUUGUUUAUUUUGAAGUUCUAUGAGUGUGAUCUCAGCCAAUCCAAUGUUUUCCCAUAUGAAAGCAUUGGGAGGCUAUUGUGCAUGUGUGGCAAAAAGCUGCAGGGAGAAAAAUAAUCUCCAUGAGGAGCGUUCAACGCCUCCAUGCAAAUCCACUCUAGUACACUGCCCACAAAUCCAAUACAUUGCCCUCCCUCCACUGUUAUACACUGCCAACUUCACCCAAUCUAAUACAUUGCCCCUUACUCUAAUACACUGCCCCUCUGCUCUAAUUGAAUAGACUACCCCCACUCCACUUUAAUACACUGCUCUCCCUACCCCUAAUUUAACACAUUGCCCCUCCACCACCACCACUCUAAUACACUGGCCCCCUCUCUUCCUCAAAUACACUGCCCCCUCACCUCCCCAAUUUAAUACACUGUCCCUUCCCUCUCAUAAAUUAAUACACUUCCUCCCAAUUUAACACACUGGCCCCUCUCCCUUCCUCAAAUACACUGCCCCCUCCUUCCUUCAAAUACACUGCCCCCUCCCCAAUUUAGUACACUGUCCCUUCCCUCCCUCAAAUUAAUACACUAGCCCCCUCCCUCCCCAAAUUAAUACACUGCCCCCCUUCUUCCUCAAAUUAAUAUACUGGCCCCCUCCCUCCAUCAAAUUAAUACACUGGCACCCUCCCUCUAAAUAAUACACUGGGCCCCUCCCUCCUCCAAAUAAACACACUGCCCCACCAUUGUAUUCUUUAGAUUGUAAGCUCACGAGCCAUCUAGCCAAGCACUUUAUAUAAAAGAUCUCCAAUGGCUAGAUAUCAGCUUAUGGGCAGGGCUCUCUCUACCUCUUGUAUUUGUCUGUGUAUAUUGUACGUUCUCCACUAAUUGUACAGCGCUGUGGAAUCUGUUGGCGCUUUAUAAAUACCAGUAAUAAAUAAAUAAAUUUAGGAACAGGAGCAACUCUGCCACGAAACCGAAGACCAUGAAAGUCACAGAGUGGGGUUACCGAGAGCUGAAGUGCUUGGUGCGUUAAAGCCCCCAAAACUCUGCUGAUUCCAUAGCUGAAGAGUUCCAAACUUCCACUUGCAAUAAUAUCAGCGCAAAAAACAGCAGCAAGAGCUUCACGGAAUAGGAUUCCAUGGCCGAGCAGCUGCAUGCAAGCUUCACAUCACCAAGUGGUGUAAAGCACCCCACUACUGGACCCUGGAACAGUGGAAAUGUGUUCUGUGGAGUGAUGAAUUACAAUUCUCUGUUUGGCAAUCUGAUGGGCAAUUAUCAGAAAACGAUGCCUGACUGCAUUAUGCCAACUGUAAAUUUUCAUUGGAGGGAGGAUAAUGGUAUUGUUAUGGAGCUAGGUCCAUUACUUUUAGUGAAGGGAAUUUUUAAUGUUUCCAACUCACUAUGUAGUUUAAGCUCAUUUGGUAGUGUUUACAACUUUUUUGGGUGUUAUGCAACAAGCUUUGCGCGCCUGGAUGUUGGUAGUUUCUGCCAUUCAUCUCUGCAGAUCCUCUCAAUCUCUGUUAGGUUUAAUGCGGACUGUUCAUGGGCUGGGCCACGCAAGGACAUUCUCAGGGUUGUCUCCAAGCCAUGCUUGUAUUGUCUUGGGUGUCUGCUUAUGCUCAUUGUCCUGUUGAGUCCCGAGUGCUUUGGGUCAGGUUUUUAUAAGGAUAUUUCUUUACUUUGCUGCGCUCAGCUCUCCCUCAACCACGACCAAUCUCCCAGUCCCUGCUGCUGAAAAACACCCCCAAAGUAUGAUUUUAGCACCACCAUUCUUGCCCAUUGGAAUGGUAUUGCACAAAUGAUUAGUGGACCUGGUUUCCUCCUCACAUAAUGCUAUGAAUUAUGAGGCCAGGCAGUUCAAUCUUUUUUUUUUUUUUCACCAGACCAGAGAAUCUGUGAGAAUCUUAGUACUCACAGUCUGAGAGCCCGUAGGUGCAAUUCCAAACAUGCUUUAAUGUGUCUUGUAGUGAUUAGAUGAUUCGGUCUGACCAGUCUGCCAUAACGGUGGAGUGUUGCUGAGAUGGUUGUCCAUCUGCAAAUUUCUCUCAUCUCCACACAUGAUCUCUGGAGCUCACCCAGAGUGACAAGCACUCCCUUGGUCUCUUACCAAGACACUUCUCCCGCGAUUACGCAGUUUAGGCUGAAUAUCCAGCUCUACGAAGUGUCCUGGUUCUUUAAAACUUCUUUCAUUUGAGUUCUUGUGGACCUUUAUUGCAUACAAUUAUUUUUUAUUUAUUUUUUUUGUAGCCUUCCUAGCUACAAAUCCAGACUCAAUCCUGUCUCUGAGCUCUGCAGCCAGUUUCUUUGACCUCAUGGCUUGGUUUUUGCUCUGAUAUGCAUUUACAGCUGUGAGACCUUAUAUGAAGAUAAUCCAGUGAAAUGUCAUAGCAAAGGGGCUGAAUAUUUAUGUCUGUGGUAUUUCAGUUUUUAAUACAUUUGCAGAAUUCUCUGGUUUUAGCUGUUAUUAUGGAGCAUUGAGUAUAUAUUAAUGUGGAAAAAAUAGUUUGAUACCCAAUAUGUGUACAUAAAGCAAUAUUAUUUAGAAAUAAAAAUGUAAAAAUGAGGGGGGAGGAUGGGGAAUGAAAAUAUAACUCACUUAUUUCUCAGUUUUACAUUUAAUAAUUUCUACACACCAAGUGCAUAUAAAGAAAACUAACUCAAAAUAGAUUCACUAAUUAUUCCUGAUUGUAAAAUGCCCAAAAUGUCUACGAUUUCAAUUAAUUUUGAGAAGUUCUAAAACAAAUUCUGCAAGGAGUAAAUUAUGGUUUUAAAGCCAAAAUUUUCCAUGCUAAGAUUACAGCUUUUAAUUGUAGUCACAAUUAAAUAUCGCUCAGCUGCGGUUUUAGAUAUAGAUAUAUACAUACAUACAUACAUACAUACAUACAUACACAUACACACACACACACACGUAUAAAAUACACAAUGCAGCGCACUCACUUAUUCACUAAACAAUGAUUUCAAAUCUCACAGAUCUCAAUAGUUUUAUUUAAAACACCUCAUCUAGGCAAAAAUGAUGGGGGUUUAGUUACAUUAUAUGAUCAUACAUUGCAUAAGCCUGCCACAAUGUCAAUGUACCCCAUUCUUGGCAAGUCCUACUCUAGCAGCCUAAUGCUUGCUGUUAUGAGAUUAAUCCAAUUACUUGGGAAAUACUUCCUUACUGGGACUCUCUGCAAGUCAAGGCUAAAUAGGGUCCUGGAAUGAGGCACCUGUGACAGGGAGGGGUGCAAAACCAAUCGGUUGGCCUGGAGUCCCAAAUAUAUAGAUGAAACCAAGAGGGCUGCACUCACCUGAACAGUACAAUUUGUGAGAUUUGAAAUCAUUGUUUAGUGAAUAAGUGAGUGCACUGGAUUCUGUAUUUUGUAUAAAUGGCCCCAGCAGCACCCUAUAAAGUAUGCAUAUUCAGGUGAGUGCAGCCCUCUUGGUUUAAUACACACACACACAUACUCUCGAAAACUUGGGGUUCUCACAGUUAGUGGACCAGCUAUCGGCGGGAACCCCAGGUUUGAAGAGAUACCUGGGUUAAUUGGUAAAAGCAAGGAUAUAACACCUGCAGGUACUUUUACUACAUGUGUUCACUGGACAGUAAAGCCCUGCACUGCAUAGACAUGAUCCCGUAUCUCUCUUUUAAAGUAAAACAUGUUUGACUUUAAAAAAAAAAAAACUAGGUCAUAUAUAGCCAAGAUCGCGCUCUUCCUUUAACCCCUUAACGCCAUUACGGCGUUCUAUGCCGUCCCCAUUAUAAUGGGCUUUAAAGCCGUUGCGGCGGCCUAGGACGCCGUAAAGGCUAAAGCCCCCAGGAGGUGAGAUUUACUUACCUCCGCCGCGAUCCUCUUCAGGAGGACUGCCUGACAGCCCAGGCAGUUGUCCCACGGCAAAUGAGGCCCUCGGGGGCCAUGUGAUCUCAAAGAGCGAUCACAUGGCCCCCUAUAGCUGGCUGUGGAUCUGCCAGCAGGGGGACUGUCUGAAAUGUCAGACAGUCCCCCUGCUGGUGGGAAGUAUUAAAAAAAAAAUCAUUAGACAUGUUUUCAAAUAAAUUAAAUGUCUCUCUCUCUCUCUCUCUCUCUCUCAUACACAUCUUAUAUAUAUGUGACGUCCUACAUAGUGUAUUUUAAUGUUAAUAUAAGUACAUAUAUUAGUAUUAAAAUACACUUAGAAUGACGUUACAUAUAUAUAUAAUACAUAUAUAUAUAUUUUAUAUUUAUACUAUAAUAAAAUAAAUUAAAAUAUUUGUAAAAAAAUUAAAAUAAAUUAUAUAUACAUAUGUUAUUUCAUUCUAACUGUAUUUUGUUAUUAAUAUAUAUAGGUAACAAAAUACACUUAGAAUGAUAUUCUAUAUAUAUCUAUCUAUAUAUAAAAUACAAAUAACCGCAAAUAUAUAUAUAUAUUUACAUAAAUAACUACAUAUGUGUACGUGUAGACUUUAAAUACAUAUAUAUGUAUAUAUAUAUUAAAAUUCUACGUGUAUAUUCAAGUAAUAUUUUAACAUAAUUAUGUGAUUUUAAUUAGUUAAAAUUUGAUUGACAUGCCUGACAACCUAGGCAAAAAGUGCAGAGAAUUUGAAUUGCAAGCACUAUAUUUAACCCUGUAACUUUCCAGGACACCAUGAAACCUGUACAUUGGGGGUACCGUUUUACUCGGGAGACUUUGCUGAACACAAAUAUUAGUGUUUCAAAAUGGUAACUUGUAUUACUACAAUGAUAUUUUUUGUAAAAGUGAAGGUUUUUUUUGCAUUUUUCACACGAGAACGUCACUUUUUUCGCUUUUUUUCACUUUUACUGACGAUAUUAAUAUAUUUUACUGUUUUAAAACACUUAUUGUGUUCAGUGAAGUCUCCCAAGUAUAACAGUACCCCCCAUGUACAGUUUUUAUGGUGUUUUGGAAAGUUACAGAGUUAAAUAUAGUGCUUGCAAUUCAAAUUCUCUGCACUUUUUGCCUGGGUUGCCUGCUCUAAAAACCGCUCCAGUUAAUCACAGAAUAAAUCUCUGCACCACUCCCCAGGCAAAUAGAAAAUAAAGGCUGUAACAAGCCGUGCCUCUCAACAAAUUAAACAUUUUACUCUUUUAUUAGAUAUUUGUAAAAACAUCACACCAAAAAAGAUGAAUGUUGGACAUACAUAGAGAAAAUCUCUGAAACUAUUUUCAAGCAACUGUGUGGUUGUGACUAAAUGCUAUGCCCUGUGCUGUCUACAUUGAAACGUAAUUUUCUUAGCCUUAAUUGCAUAAUCCCAAUGGGAAUCCUACUGAUGCAAGAUUACGUGCUUAGAUCUAUCACUGGUCUCCAGAGUCUUCGUAGACGGAACCCAGCUGUGUUUACCCAGUGCCAGCCAUGUACAUACAGUGCUUUUGUUCCUGAUUGUAGCGAUGUGCUGCAUCCUCAUUUAUAUUAGUAACAUGAAACAGGAAUAGGAGUUUCACAAUUAUUACCCAUAGCAAAUCAUAAGCUUUACGUGAAUAGGAUCGGCUAGACUGUUGUUACCGAGUGCUACCCUAAUUAAUCAUAGCUUAUUUGUGCUCUGCACUCAAAAAUAAUCUGCUAAUAGCAAAGAUUGCACAAUGCCUUUGCUAAUUCAUUUCAAGUGGUGGAAUUUGUUAUAUUAUUUUAGCGUUACAUUAGAUUUUCAUAUAUCAGUGCGCACCUGUGUAUUUGUAAGAACUGUAUAAUACUCAUGUGAUAGCUGGAACUGUCAGAUAGGAACUUUCACGUUCUUUUCCUCCCACCCAUAUUCGCUAGAUUCAUGCAUGAAUAGGCAACCUUCGACACUCCAGAUGUUGUGGACUUCAUCUCCCCUGAUGCUUUGCCACUGUUAUGGUUCUAGCAGCAUUAUGGGAGAUGUAGUCCACAACAUCUGGAGUGCCAAAGGUUGCCUACUCCUGAGUAUAGGUUUGUUGAGGAUGGUGCAUUAAGCCAGUCUGCCUAGUAGCUUUAAUCUAGCAUCUCCCAUAGACCUUCUACAGUGCCCUGAUUUUGGCACCCUUGUUUAAUAUGCGCAAAGAAGUCUUUGAAAAUUUAUCUGUAUUGUUUAACAUUUUGAUUUAAAAAAAAAGAAGCACAAAAAUACUCUGCUUUCAUGGUGAGCAUAUAUUUUUUGGUGGAGAAAAACCUGUGUUGUGUGUUCAAUUGUUUAACCCCUCAAGGUCGGCGGGCGUUCUAUGCCGUCCUUAAGGAGCUAAGCCUAAACACUGGCAGGCGGCAUAGAACGUCCCCCUCCGUCCACCUCACUUACCUGAUCCUCGCCGUUCUCCCACACUCCUCCCCCCCACCCCUCCAGACAGUCCUCUCCGACAAAUUAGGCCUCUGUGCACCAUGUGAUCACUCUAAACUGACAUCUGUAAAAUAAGUGUGUAUGUAUAUAUAUGUGUGUGUGUGUGUGUUUGUGUGUGUGUGUGUAUAUAUAUAUAUAUAUAUAUAUAUAUAUGUGUGUGUGUAUGUGUAUAUAUAUAUAUAUAUAUAUAUAUAUAUAUAUAUGUGUGUGUAUAUAUAUAUAUAUAUAUAUAUAUAAUCUCGAAGGCUUGGCACUCUCCUUUAACAUAUCAAGAUGAACUCUUAUCCUGGUGCUAUCCGCGUUUAGUAGAUAUUCUAAAAUAAAGUGAGUGCACUCAAGGGAUUUUUGGUGAAUACAUUUGGCUACUAAAAAAGAAUGAACAUACCCCAUUUGCAAUACCUUGGGUUGUCUACUUUUGCAAAUGGUAUGCCAUCAUGGGGGUAAUUCUCAUUCCUGGAAUACCAUUUGGUCUCAAAGGCAACUUAACCAGUCUGGCAAAUUUCAAUGUGUAUAAACUGAAAAAUGUAAUGUGACCCUUUAACUUUCCAAAACACCAUAAAACCUGUACAUUGGGGUACUAUUGUACUUGUGAGACAUCACUGAAUACAAAUGUGUCUUUUAUUGCAGUAAAAACUCACAGUAUUAUGCCAUUCACAGUUAAAUUGCCAUGCAGAACUAGAAUUUUGUUUUUUUAAUCUUAAUUUUCUCACACUUUUUUAGAUUGUAUUCAAAAUAAAUUAUGUUUUAUAUAUGAAUAGUUAAUGUGAAAUGAAAGCCCUGUUUCUCCUGAACAAAAUGAUAUAUAAUAAGUGUGGGUGCAGUUAAUAUGAAAGAGGUGAAUUAUGGUUAAACAGACAUAGCGCAAAUGCCAGGUUUUGUUUCCGUUUUGAUCACAACUUGUACAAUUGGCUCCAUCUAAAGGGUUAAUUCCAUGAGCAGAUUAUUUUUAGAACAAAUGGUUAAACAACAAAGACAAUUUUUCUCAGCCUUCUUUGCUCAUAUUUAGCAAGGUGUCAAUAUUAGCGGAGACCACUGUACCUGGUCACUGUAUCUCUCUCUCGCUCCCUCUCUCCCUCCCCCCUUGUAAUUUUUGUACACCACCAAAUGAAACUCUUUCUGAAAUGGCAAUCUUGGUAAAAAAAAAAAAAAGAUAUCCAGGUCUGUAUACUUAGGAAUAAAAGUUGGUUGGAACUCAAUUGCAGAUUAAAAAAUAAAGAAAUUCUGUCACUUUAAGAAUGUUUAACCCCUUAAGGACACAUGACGGAAAUAUUCCAUCAUGAUUCCCUUUUAUUUCUGAAGUUGUGUCCUUAAGGGGUUAAAGUAAGUCUUGUAUUGCUUAGGUCUUGAUAUAACAGAAUAACCUUUAGCAGCAAUUCCGUCUUUAGUAUGCAGAUCCUUAUUUGAAUACUUAAAGGACCACUGUAGGUACCCAGACCACUUCAGCUUAAUGAAGUGUUCUGGGUACCAGGUCCAUCUAGGGAUAACCCUUUCUGCUGUAAACAUAGCAGUUUCAGAGAAACUGCUAUGUUUACAUAUGGGUUAAUCCAGCCUCUAGUGGCGGUCUCAUUGACAGCUGCUAGAGGCGCUUCCGUGCUUCUCACUGUGAUUUUCACAGUGAGAAGACACCAGCGUCCAUAGGUAAGAAUUGAGAAUGCUGUCCUAUAGUCUGGCUGAAUGCGCACGCGGCUCAUGCCGCGCAUUCAGCCGAUGACGGGGAAAGGAGGAGGAGGGUCUUAAUCCCUUCCUCACCCUAGAGAUCGGCGGGAGGGGGGCAAUGAGGAUGAGGGGGACCCAAGGACCCUAUAGAGCCAGGAAAAUGUAUGUUUUCCUUUCACUAUAGUGGUCCUUUAACAAUGUCCAAUCGAAUUAUAUGCACAGUAUAUGUAGAAAGUAGGCAGAGUAUAUAUGCAGGAGCUGUGCAGGAUAUAUUCAGGUUUCAAUUUAAAUACAGAAAUAUAUUGAACUGUGAACGGACUUUUGUAUUGACUGGAUUCAUUCUUUGAGAGGAUUAGACUGAAUGACUUGAACGAUACGGCAAUUCCCAGUAUAACAGACUUAGCUUGUUUGUGUAGGUUGGUGAUUAGAGAGAGAGUCCUUUCCGUGUUUAAGAAGUUAUCAGUUCCCACUACCUAGUCGUCACGAACUGUGAUGCAAACAAAGGAGGUCUUUGGAAAUCUCCAAGACUACUCCACUACCUCAACCCCCUAAUCCUUACCUAACCCCAUCCCCUGACUCCCCAACCCGACACUGACAGCAGAACGUGAGACCUCCUGAGACUACACACACCACAGGUACUUAGGGCAAAGAUACCUCCACAACACCCGUCGACAACAACCUGACUCGACGAUAUGACACUGACCCCAGACCACUUACAUAGCCUCACAAUCAAUGCUAAAGGCCUAAAUAAACCAGAGAAGAGAUCAGGAGCAUUGAGAGACUUCCACAAACAGAGGGCCUCUAUAGUCAUGAUACAGGAAACCCACUUUAAAAAAGGGACCAGAUCUAAAUUGACUAAUCAGCACUACACGCAAGGAUACUACAGUGACUAUCAAGGGGGUAAGGCUAGGGGGACAGCAAUACUUCUUCAUAGGAGGGUGCCGUUCCAGGAGGGGGGAUGCAAGUCAGAUGACGAAGGCAGAUACCUAUUCCUUAAAGGGAAGAUCGCAGACCACCAGUACACAUUCGCAAACAUCUAUGCCACAAACAAACAACACUAUCGCUUCCUCAAACAGACACUCCGCAAACUCCAAGAAUUUGCAGAAGGGACUCUCAUACUGGGGGGCGACUUUAAUAUAACACUCGACCCAUCAUGGGACAACUCAUUGGGCAUCUCCCACGUCCCCACACAACAACUUCAAACCAUUAAAUCCCUACUCCGGAGCCAGCGACUCGUGGAGAGUCCAUCACCCAGACGUAAGAAACUACACCUUCUACUCCCACCCGCACAACUCUUACUCCCGAAUAGACCACAUUUACACUACACACUACGACCUCUCCCUAGUGUCCGAUGUAACAAUCGGAGUGGCCACAUGGUCUGACCACGCCCCAGUCUUACUCAAACUUAAAUCACCACUUUACCGCCCCACAACCUCGAAAUGGAGAUUGAACGAAUACUUACUCUCCAAACUAGAGGUCGCAACCCUCAUAGAUGAAAAAAUCAAGGACUACCUGACAACCAACACGGCACAGCAAACAUCCCAGACGAUUCGAUGGGAAGCACACAAAAGUGUGAUAAGAGGCCACUACAUACAACAGGGGGCAAUACUAAAGAAACAAGCUGAAGCUCGGCUACAGGAACUGCUGACCAACAUACACGAGAGAGACAACCAAAACAAACAAACCCCGAACCACACGCACCAAACUCGACUCCUACAACUGAGACGGGAGCUAGCCACACUAUUGCACUCUAAACAUCACAGGGACGCUACUAGGCACAAAGCCUUCUUUACAAUACAUGGGAACAAAAGCGGCAAACUCCUAGCCUCGAUGCUGAAGAAGCAGAGGCAACACACAUACAUUGACAAAAUUAGAGACAAACAGGGGACCCUACACCGACUCCCGACAGCCAUAAUGAAAACGAUCCGCACAUACUACACAGAGCUAUACACGCUCCCCCAACCGAAGACCAAUGCGGCAACGACAAGCCUCAGAGACUCCAUCCGAGACUACCUGACAAAAUACCCAACACCGACACUCGAUGCGGAGAUAGCGGAGUUAAUAGACAAACCCAUCACAAUAGAGGAACUAGCACUGGCGGUUAAACUAACUAAACCGGGCAAAAGCCCAGGACCAGACGGCUUACCGACUAAAUAUUAUAAGACAUACGCCGAAUACUUAUACCCACCCAUGGUGGAAGCGUUCAAUUCGAUAACCACAUCCACGGAAACCACAUCCCCAGACAAGCCCUAACAGCCCACAUCACUAUUAUUCCCAAGGACGGCAAAGACAGGGAACAAUGCGGAAACUACAGGCCGAUCUCACUUAUAAAUAGCGAUAUCAAACUACUGGCCAAAAUUCUGGCGACUCGACUUACAAAACACAUCCCAUCACUGAACCACCCAGACCAGGUGGGAUUCGUGACAGGACGAGAGGCUCGGGACAACACCAUCAGGGCGCUCACCCUCAUGCACGGGAAAGAAAGUACGAAAGUGGGCCUUCUCCUGCUGUCAACAGACGCAGAAAAGGUCUUCGAUAGAGUCGGCUGGACAUAUCUCUUCGAAACACUAGCCCACGUAGGAUUAGGACCACACAUGCGACGCUGGAUAGAGGCAUUGUACCGAGAACCAACGGCCCAAGUGCUGGUCAAUGGGGCGUUAACUGCUGCCUUCACAAUACAUAAUGGCACGAGACAGGGAUGCCCCCUCUCCCCACUCCUGUUCGUCCUUGCCCUGGGACCAUUCCUUACACACAUCUGACACAACACAGAUAUAACCGGCCUAAUGACAGGCACUACACACCACAAGGUAGCCGCUUACGCGGAUGACCUACUCUUUGUGGUAACCAACCCCGAAAUCUCCCUCCCGAACAUCCAUAGAGACCUACAAAUAUAUGGAGAAAUAUCCAACUUGAAAAUUAACUACGGUAAAUCGUUCAUUCUUAACGUUAACGUCCCUACUGCACGGGCGGACCCCCUCCGACAAAGCUUCCCCUUCCAAUGGGCCGAACACAAAAUUAGAUAUUUGGGAGUCUGGCUGACCAAAUGGAGCGAGGAUAUGUUUAGGGAAAAUUUCACAGAUACUCUCCAGACGUUCCAAAAAGACAUGCGGGAAUGGUCAUACCCCCACAUCUCAUGGCUAGGGAGAGUUAUAAAAAUGAACUUCCUCCCACGCCUCCUAUACCUCCUCCAAGCCAUCCCCAUCGAGAUCCCGGGCCCCUUUUUUAACACUCUUAGAACAGAAAUGACCAGAUACGUAUGGAACGGGGGGGAGACCCAGGGUGAAAUUCUCCACCCUGACGCGACCUAAGGAUAAAGGAGGAUUAGCCCUCCCAGACUUCCACCUAUACUACGUGGCCACACACUUACAGAGAAUCGUGGAAUGGUCAAAAGACGGAGUGCACAAAUUAUGGAAGACGGUGGAAGAGACAGAGGCGGGUAGACCGCUCUCGGGACUACCCUGGUGCCGAGACACGGCAAAAUGGGGCGAAAUGUCCACAAAACACACUCUGAAAGUAUGGAGGAGGGCAGCGAGGAAGGGGACCAUGUCGCUAUACCCCUCUUACCACUGACGCACAACAACGACUUCCCCCCGGGACUAGACCCAAGAGCCUUCAAAGACAUCCUCCCAGACAUACACCCAUGCUUACACCAUGCCCUGCAGGGAGGGAAAUGCAAAAUACUGACAGACAUGACGGGAGGGAUACCCCCAACCUUCAUGCAUCAUUUUAGAUAUACCCAACUAAUCAACUUCGUCCAUACUUUACCACAGGGCUCAGCGCUCACUAGGCAACAUACCACACUAGAAGUGGUCUGCAUGCACCCAGACCCGCUCCCACAUGGAGUGUCCUUCCUAUACACCAUGCUACAAACGGACAUCCCGACCGAGACACCCCUAUUUAUGGGGAAAUGGGAGGCUGCCCUCUGAUACACACUGACAGACACAGAGUGGAAGUCCAUCUGCUAUCUCACACACCACUGCUCUACACAUAGCAAAACGCAAGAGGCAGCCUAUAAAUUACUAACACAAUGGUACAGGACACCACACCUCCUCCACCAGAUAGACCCAGACCAAUCCGGCCUAUGCUGGAGAUGCCAACAAGAGGAAGGCAGUAUAACACACAUCUGGUGGGACUGUGCAAAGAUCAAACAAUAUUGGCGGAAUAUACACAAAAUGCUAGGGAAAUUCACGGAUAAACCACCCCCCCCCCGGAACUGGCAGCAAUGCUCCUGCAUCACACUUCUGUUCCCCACUCCAAAUACAAAAGAUCUAUGACCAUUCGAAUACUCAAUGUAGCCAAACGAGUGCUCCCCCAAUUCUGGAAACAGAGCAUAACACCCCCACUUAAGACCCAGGUCAGCCAAAUGGAGGAACUCAGGACAAUAGAGGAACUGACCAUGACGACUAAUGUUACCCUGACGACCUAUAUGGACAUAUUGGAUCCUAAGAUGGCGAAGGAAGGAUUCCAAAUGGAACUCAGAUCCGACGAAUGCCACACCACAGACAGAUAGGACUUAGGGAACACACACUGGACAACAGACAAUGACAGACAACUGACUACCCUAACACCCCCCACCCCCCACCCUAACCCCGACUUUCCUCCCCCCUUCUAAGGACCCACAUGAGACAACAACCCCAACCCAAGCAGACACAUGUACCAAUAAGAGGAGACACCUGAGCCCUGAAUGUUAAACUCAUAUGGACCCGGGUUUAUCUCACGACCUACAAGGGAUACCACCCCCGUGGCACACAUAACGAACAGUCAUGAUAAUCAUUGGACAGCCCAAGGGCUACACCAAAAUACGCUCACGCCCUCCCGAAAUUAUGGAACACAAACCCCACAACACGGACGCACCCUCACCCACACAUACGACACUCAGGACACUGAGAGGAGAGACGCACGAAUCCACUCAGGACACAAUACACAAACCAAGACGAAGAGACCUGUGAGUCUCCUAACAAUGGAGGUUGGACGAGAGGCACAUUCUGUACACAAAUCACAACUGCUAUAUACGAAACGUAUAAACCAUAUACAUACGGCUUGCUCAAUAGGCCAAGUCGCAGAAGAAAAAUGUAAUUAAGAAUACUCGUGACACUUGAUAAAAGGGACUUGCAAGUCCGUCAACAUUGUGGGCCUGCAAACCCAACUAAAUAUCAGUGUAUUCUUAUCUUCUGAUAACUCACCUUGGAGACCUGCGAGUCUCAAAAUCUUGAAUAAUCUAUACAAAUAAAAAUUAUAUUCACAAAAAAAAAAAAAGAAGUUAGCAGUUCAGCAAUGUCAGUUUGGAGUAAAGAGAUGAGAGUAGUCAAAAUCCAUUCCGUGUCCAGGGAGUAAAGAGUUCAGUAAGGUUGGCUUGGUGGUUCAGAGGUUCAGCUUGGUAACACACAGUGCUCAGACGGCACUUGGUAACAAAAUUAAACAAAUUUGACUGAACACUUGAGAUUACUUGCAGCUUUCUUUUAACACAGGUAUGGGUAACAUCAGAAGCAUAGGCGGGGCCUGAUCGGUGAACCAGGAAGUGCUGCACGGUGUAUCUGCCGAUCAGUAAUCAUGACAUUCUGGAGUUGAUACACACUAUUACUUACAAUGAUAAAAUAAAUAUAUUUUAUUAAAGGGACACUUCACUGUCCAAAUACAAAAAUAAAUAACACUGUAUAGUAGAUAUAUCUCCUGUGAAAUUCUGCAUGCAUUUAAUUAUAUCAAAAAUUAGUUCUAAUCCGCUGCAAGCUCUCCCCAUUUAACCCCACCCAGACUUUCUGUGAUUGUCCAAUCACAGACUUCCCAAUGCAGCUCAAUGAGAAGUAUUUGCAAGAGGUAAUUGCUAUCUCUUGAGUUUAGCUCCACUGAGCUAACAAAACCAGGAAGUUACAGGACUGGUUGUUUUCUUGUAAACCAUGUGAAUUUAAUAAGGCAAAUUUAUAAAAGUGCCAAUUACUAUUUAAAAAAAUAAAUAAUAAAGUUGCACUCUUUACACAUAAAGCACUUAAGCAUGCUGAGGUACUUAAUGGGUCUGGAGUGUGAUUUUUAACUCUGAUUUAUCCUCAUCUGAUGCACAUGAACAGCUUCUAGAUGGAUGAGGAAGCUACUGAUUUCUCAGUCGUGGCCAGGGAAAUGGUGACCCAAAAUUAUUUUAUCCUUUAAUCAUGUGAGGUGGCAAAUAUAUAUUGCAGUUUCACAUUAGCAGCACUUGGCUUUUAACAAUCAACUAUUCAAUGGGAUGGUCCUAAAUUGCUCUUCCAAUCCCUGUCCUGUAUACAUUAUUUCCAUAGUUGGGAGGUAUGGCACCAUAACCGUCUUUAAACUCUACUAUAAAGAAAGAAAAUGGUGAACAUGUUUGGGUUUCAUAUCUAUUUGGAAACUAAAAUCAUGAUUUUGUAAUAACGAAGACAUAUUGACCAAGGGGUGUAAUUUUAUUUUUGGAAGACUAUUUUAUACAAACUUGCCCUCUGGAAUUGUGCAUUGGAUAACAAACACUAGAUAAUAUGGCAAUCUGUUUUGUGACAUUGUGUUAAUAAAAUGGUUUUGUUAUGAUGAAAAAUUGAGUAGGAUUAUUUUUGUCUGUAUAAUGUGCAGAAAGGGUUCAGAGCUUUGUACUCACACAGUGAUAGAAAUGUAUACAUUUGUUUUAUCUCCCUUAACUGCAUUUCUUCAAAAACAUACUAGCUUAUUCUAGUUUUGCAUUGUGAGAUCUAGAGAAUGAAAACAUUGUCAGGGUUAUUAACUUAGAUUUCAAGGUUAAUUUCACAUUCAGGGUAAAGAUAGCGGAAAUGAAAAAAUGCUCAGUCCGCUAUGGUUCCAGUUUUACUAUUUUGACCUUAAAGGAACACUAUAGUGUUAGAAACACAAAUAUGUAUUCCUAAUGCUAUAGAGCGCUAGUCACUGUUUAGGUGACUAGGGCCCCGUUCCGCGGUGAAUAAAUCCCUCGGCACUGGUGACCUCUCCUCCUCCAUCGACGUCUGCUCCCGAGUGGAGCCAAAUGCGCAUGCGCGCAUUCAGACCUGCCCAUAGGAAAGUGAGGACAUCCAGCAUCAAAUUAGUGCGAUUUGCUCAGUGAAACUGCUAUGUUUUCAGCUGCAGGGUUAAAACUAGGGGGACCUAUGACCCAGACCACUUCAUUGAACUGAAGUGGUCUGGGUGCCUAUAGAGGUCCUUUAAAUUUGACAUUCAUUUUGAAUUCUCCACUUUAGUCAAUAACCCGUUAUACAGGGAGUGCAGAAUUAUUAGGCAAAUGAGUAUUUUGACCACAUCAUCCUCUUUAUGCAUGUUGUCUUACUCCAAGCUGUAUAGGCUCAAAAGCCUACUACCAAUUAAGCAUAUUAGGUGAUGUGCAUCUCUGUAAUGAGAAGGGGUGUGGUCUAAUGACAUCAACACCCUAUAUCAGGUGUGCAUAAUUAUUAGGCAACUGCCUUUCCUUUGGCAAAAUGGGUCAAAAGAAGGACUUGACAGGCUCAGAAAAGUCAAAAAUAGUGAGAUAUCUUGCAGAGGGAUGCAGCACUCUUAAAAUUGCAAAGCUUCUGAAGCGUGAUCAUCGAACAAUCAAGCGUUUCAUUCAAAAUAGUCAACAGGGUCGCAAGAAGCGUGUGGAAAAACCAAGGCGCAAAAUAACUGCCCAUGAACUGAGAAAAGUCAAGCGUGCAGCUGCCACGAUGCCACUUGCCACCAGUUUGGCCAUAUUUCAGAGCUGCAACAUCACUGGAGUGCCCAAAAGCACAAGGUGUGCAAUACUCAGAGACAUGGCCAAGGUAAGAAAGGCUGAAAGACGACCACCACUGAACAAGACACACAAGCUGAAACGUCAAGACUGGGCCAAGAAAUAUCUCAAGACUGAUUUUUCUAAGGUUUUAUGGACUGAUGAAAUGAGAGUGAGUCUUGAUGGGCCAGAUGGAUGGGCCCGUGGCUGGAUUGGUAAAGGGCAGAGAGCUCCAGUCCGACUCAGACGCCAGCAAGGUGGAGGUGGAGUACUGGUUUGGGCUGGUAUCAUCAAAGAUGAGCUUGUGGGGCCUUUUAGGGUUGAGGAUGGAGUCAAGCUCAACUCCCAGUCCUACUGCCAGUUCCUGGAAGACACCUUCUUCAAGCAGUGGUACAGGAAGAAGUCUGCAUCCUUCAAGAAAAACAUGAUUUUCAUGCAGGACAAUGCUCCAUCACACGCGUCCAAGUACUCCACAGCGUGGCUGGCAAGAAAGGGUAUAAAAGAAGAAAAUCUUAUGACAUGGCCUCCUUGUUCACCUGAUCUGAACCCCAUUGAGAACCUGUGGUCCAUCAUCAAAUGUGAGAUUUACAAGGAGGGAAAACAGUACACCUCUCUGAACAGUGUCUGGGAGGCUGUGGUUGCUGCUGCACGCAAUGUUGAUGGUGAACAGAUCAAAACACUGACAGAAUCCAUGGAUGGAAGGCUUUUGAGUGUCCUUGCAAAGAAAGGUGGCUAUAUUGGUCACUGAUUUGUUUUUGUUUUGUUUUGAAUGUCAGAAAUGUAUAUUUGUGAAUGUUGAGAUGUUAUAUUGGUUUCACUGGUAAUAAUAAAUAAUUGAAAUGGGUAUAUAUUUGUUUUUUGUUAAGUUGCCUAAUAAUUAUGCACAGUAAUAGUCACCUGCACACACAGAUAUCCCCCUAACAUAGCUAUAACUAAAACAAACUAAAAACUACUUCCAAAAAUAUUCAGCUUUGAUAUUAAUGAGUUUUUUGGGUUCAUUGAGAACAUGGUUGUUGUUCAAUAAUAAAAUUAAUCCUCAAAAAUACAACUUGCCUAAUAAUUCUGCACUCCCUGUAUGUCAAAUACCUUUUAAAGUAAAUGCUUUUAAAAAGCAGAUUUGUUUAAAAGGAAACCUUUUUUUUUUCCUCUCUCAAGAAUGCACAAGAGUUCUUCACUAAACUAAGAAUUGUGGAGAACUAACCAGGUGAAUUGCAUGUUUUUGACCACAAUAGAAGAGUUGGACAAUCUUUCCAAUUCUGUUGGUUUGUUCUAACAUUGUCACUUUCAUUAUCCAUUCUAACAUACCGGUAACUGUUUUCAGUGAAUAACCAUGUUGGAGUGAAGAUCAUGCAUUCUGCAUUCUGAUAUUUAAUGCCUCAAAUCUGGCAGGACUGUCUUUAUUGUAGACUAGCUUCUCUGAGACUUCAGAGAAUGUCCUUAAAGAUUACUGAAAAGCAUACACUACAACACCAUAUUAAAUGACCAGCGUUAGCAUUUGUUGCACAAUCUGCUUCCUUAUCGCGGGGCUUAGGCAGGAUUUGUUUCUGUACAGGGCACCUAGUUUUGGAGAAAGUUUUGAGUGUUUUUCAAUGUGGAGGUCAAAAGAUAGAUUGGGGUCUACCAAUAUACCUAGAUUUCUAAAAGCGUGAACUGCGGUCAGUGUACUAUUUGAUUUUGUUUUGAUGCAAGUGGCGAGGUUAAGCUCUGAAUUUUUUAAUUUAAGUAAUGUAGGUAUCGUUCCAAAGAUCAUUGUGACCGUUUUGUCCAUGUUUAGGGAAAGUUUGUUAUCCACAAUCCACUUUUCUACCUCUGCAAACUGGUUUUGGAGCCCAUCCUCAAGCUGCUGUAAAUUUAGUUUGCUUAGAUUACUAUGUUAUCUGUGUACAUGUGUACAGUUGAGGCUUUGCAGAUUUUAGGUAGAUCAUUUAUGAAUAAUGUGAAUAGGAGGGAGCUGGGUGUAACGGAUCGCCUGGCACCCCGACUGGGUACCUCCGUUGAAGGAUGCUCCUAGCGCUUCCUGAGCACUCCAAGCACUCUGGCAGACACCACAAUCACCGAACCGGAGAAACAAAUAAAUUCUCCCAAGCAUAUGAAUGCUGUAGACAGUUGAAUAGGAACCAUACGAAUAGGUUUACUCUCCUAGCAGUCAAACUGGAACAGCAUACAAUAAAUCCUUCCCCCAAUAAUGAGACGACACUUCACUUUGAGGGUUAAAACAGGAACUCCUGUACUGUCACAUACAGUCUCUUUUAUUCCCAAUCCACAAACAUAGUACAGCCCACAGGGCGUUACAAAACAACCAAUCAAUCAGUACAAUACACCCAGACACUCCCACACAAAAUCCUCCCCUCUGCAGGUGAUAUGAUUACUGAACACAAUGGGUAAUCUCAUUAUCACCGGCAGAGGAAUACAGUUUUUACACAAUAUUUAUAACUUCUAAAAUAUACAUGUCACAAACAUAAAACAUACAUUUUCAUAGUCAAUCCAUUCAGGGGAACAACAUAUUAAAAAAUGGCACAAAUCAGACCAGGGGUUCAAAAGUUAAGGGAAAGUCCUUUGUGACUAAAUGAAGCAUGGCUUUCCGGCCCAAACCAGUUUCAGAGUCUUCUAUCCUGGAGAUUGAAUUGAGAAGUAAUUCAAUUAUCUCCCAGGACAGACACAAGACUCCAUUAAGCACAUGGUUGCAAAAAGACAUAAAACACUUUAAAAUACAUAAAGUCACCUUUUACACAUAACACACAGACAUUUCACAUAUCCCCAGAUAGCUGAGAUCUGAGCGCACAAAACUACCGAAUAGCACUCAGAUCCUAUUCACACAGUUCAAUUGCCAUGGAGCCGAAGUCUUUAACUACACGAAUGGGCUCCAUGGCAUAGCUAUCUGGGUUAACACAUUCACAUAAAGUCUGGUCCAUAGUCCAAAGGCAAGAGGCGGGCAAGCAGCCCCCUCCAAGGACACGUGGCGAGGCCGGUUUCGCCACACCGGGUAUGGAGCGUUGGGGAACACCGCAUGUGCGGUCAGAAAUGAACACAUAUUGCAAUCGCUCUCAUGCAUAUGACUAAAACCAGGUUAGCGGACAGUUGCCAGUACCUGAGUUUUUACAUUUUUGCAAUAGAAUGCCAUGGUCUACUGUGUCAAAGGCUUUGGCAAGAUCAAAGAAAAUGGCUCCAGUUAGAUCUCCUUGUUCCAUGACAUUUUGUCUGUCAUUGCAAACUUUUAAGAGGGCAGUAGUAGUUGAGUGAUUUGGACGAAAGCCUGAUUGAUCAGAGGUCAGAUUGUUGGAUUGUUGCACUAGUUUUUAAUUUUUAGAUUAUUAUGGUGUUUAUUAAUGACACUAACAGAAAAGUCUAAAAUUAAAUUUCUCUACAUAAGGUCUUUGUAAAUUUAGCUGUGCCUGAUCUGCAUUUGUAAUCGCUUUUGAGAUUGCUUGUCAUUCAUUAGCUUAGCUAUCAGUGCAGUGGCACAACCAAACAAGUAAUUAUUAAAGGCAUUUGCUACAUCUAGGUGGUGUUGCAGGUAGGGAUCGACCGAUUAUCGGUUUUACCGAUAUAAUCGGCCGAUAUUCGGUAUUUUUGGCAAUAUCGGUAUCUGUCAAUUCAGAUACCGAUAUUGCCGAUAAUACCUCCUAGGACCGCCAGGCUCAUUACAAGCCCGGCGGUCCUGGGGGGGCGGAGAGCAAGCGCUUACUCACCUCCCAGCAGCUCCUCCAGCUCCCCAGUGUAACUCUCGCGAGACCCGCGGCCGUCAGAGCGUUGCCAUGGAUCACCAUGGCAACGCUCCGCGCGACACGCUGGCCGCGAGCGUUACGCUGGAGGAGCUGCUGGGAGGUGAGUAAGCGCUUGCUCUCUGCCUCCCCCCCCCCCAAAGCUCAGCCAAUGCCACUGGACCACCAGGGACUGCUAUAUCCCCCCUCCCUGGCCAGGCAACAAGCAGGGAGGGGGGGACAACAAAAAUAAAUAAUAAUUAAUUAAAUAUAAAAAAAUAAUAAUAAUUUCAUAAAAAAUGCCCCCUCACACACUCCAUUAUAUACACUACACAAACACACUGUGUAUAUAAUGCAGUGUGUGUGUUUGUAUAGUGUGUGUGUGUGUAUACAAUGCACACAAAUACACUGCAUUAUAUACACACACUAUACAAACACACACACACACUGCAUUAUAUACACACACUAUACAAACACACUGUAUAUAAUGCAGUGUGUGUGUGUUUGCAUAGUGUGUGUAUAUAAUGCAGUGUGUUUGUGUAGUGUGCAUUAUAUACACACACUAUGCAAACACACUGCAUUAUAUACACACACUACACAAACACACACACUGCAUUAUAUACACACUACACAAACACACACUGCACAAACACACACUGAAUUAUAUAAACACUACACAAACACACUGCAUUAUAUACACACACUGUACAAACACACACUCUGCAUUAUAUAAACACACUAUACAAACACACACACUCUGCAUUAUAUAAACACACUACAUUCACUAUACACACACUACACAAAUACACACACACUCUGCAUUCAUUAUAUACACACACUUUGCAUUUAGUAUAUACAGCAUUCACUUUACGCACACUACCCACACACUACACAAACACUCUGCUUUCAUACACACUACACUAAUACACACUGCAUCCACUACACACACUAGACAAAUACACACUGCAUCCACUACACACACUAGACAAAUACACACUGCAUCCACUACACAAACACACAUUGCAUCCUCCACACACACUACACAAACACACACUGCAUCCACUACACACACUACACAAACACACACAGCUCCCCUGUCACACUGCAUCCACUACACGUGGCAUGUAUAUUUUGUGCAUUUACCUUUAGAAAUAGUUUUUAUUUUCUAAAAUGGUAAAUGUACAGAAUAUCGGCAAAUUAUAUCGGCUAUCGGCCUGAAAGUUCACAGAAUAUCGGUAUCGGCUCUAAAAAAUCUAUAUCGGUCGGUCCCUAGUUGCAGGGUUGUAUUGUCCAUUUUGACAGUGGAGUAUUGGGAGUGGAUUGUGCUGGUUUGUAUGUUACUUUUGAUUUUACAAAAGUUUCUUGGGUUUGAUAUGUUACCUUUUACCUUUUCAUUGAAAUAUUGGGCCUUAGCCAUUUUUGUUUGUUUUGUGCAAUGCCCUUCGCUAUUGCCUGUAGGCACAGGGAUUUUUUUUUUCAUGACGCUUGAACUUUUGACCACAAAAAAAAAAUCUCUAAACUGGUACAUUUGAAUGAAGUCAGACCUCCGAUAAGUUACAGCGACAGAGCAAGUGUUUAAUAAUUUGUUUUCUAAUUUGAGGUGUGUGCUUGUGGGGGUAGGGAUUUGAACAUGAUAGGAGUGAGAAAAGGGUUACCAAGAAUAUGAGGUAGAGGUAUGUAUAGGAGAGGUGGAGAUGAAAACUUGAAAAAAUAAUUUAUUCAAUAAAAAUACUAAUAAAUAAUAUAUGGUAUUGAUUUGGAAUAUGAAAGUGGAAGUUUUUGUUCCUUAGAACUAAAUUCAUUGGAAUUCAGUCAUUGGUGAUAGCUUGUCAAUGCUCUGUUUUUUCUAUGAGAACUCAACUGCAAUCUUUGCUUUUAAUUAAUUUUAUGACUUUCUCCUGUAAAAUAUACAUUAAUGUAUUUUUUAUUUUUUUUUGCCAGAGUUUUUGUGCAAGGAAUGCCCAAGGAUUCAUAUUGUUUUUGAACGCGUUGAUGUAAAAGAUAUUCCGAAAGAACAGAUAUUCAUGAGACGAUGGCUUCAUGAACGUUUUGAAAUUAAGGAUAAGUAUGUUUUCGUUUUUUUGUUAUCAUUGGUAUUUUUAAUUUCGUUCAUCAUUUAGUCAUGUACAUUUACUUGCAACAUGAAUUAAAGGGACAUGCCUACUUAGCUUAUGAUGCAAAGUACUCCUGUUUCCCUGCAUGUUUUGUCUGUGAGCCCGCAUGCAGGGAAACUCUGCUACCUUCUUCCUGUCCUAACCUGUACAGGAACUCACAGCUUUGUACAAGAGAGCCAGCAUUGUACUUAUAAAUGUGCACUUUUUAAAAAGAAAUAUUUAUUUUUUGCUGCUUAAAGCUUUGUGAAUGGUUAAAGGAACCUCGAGUGGCUGUUUAGGUGUCUCUCCCGAAUGGAGCUAACACGUAUUUUACUCACCAUUUCUCCCAUGUCACUGUGGUAAGCAUUCACUGCCUCCAUGCAGAGUGUGGAGAGGCUGAACGGAUAUAGAAGCCAUCUCUAGUGGCCAUCUGAGUGACUGCCACUAGAGGUGUUAUUAGGUAGCAAUGUAAACAAAAAAAGCCUUCAUUAAAAAGCCUUCAUAGACAGUCUCUAGACACCAGAUCCAAUACAUUAAAGGACCACUAUAGGCACCCAGACCACUUCAGCUUAAUGAAGUGGUCUGGGUGCCAGGUACCUCUAGGGUUAACCCUGUCUGUUGUAAACAUGGCAGUUUCAGAGAAACCGCUAUGUUUACAUAUGCGUUAAUCCAGCCUCUAGUGGCUGUCUCAUUGACAGCUGCUAGAGGCGCUUCUCACUGUGAUUUUCACAGUGAGAAGACACCAGCGUCCAUAGGAAAGCAUUGAGAAUGCUUUCCUAUGGACUGACUGAAUGCGCGUGCGGCUCUUGCCGCGCAUGCGCAUUCAGCCGAUGACAUCCAAAGGAGGAGGAGGGUACCCAGCGCCGAGGGAGCACAGCGCUGGAGAAAGGUAAGUGAUUACCUCCAACUUCAGCCUGGCGGGAGGGGGGCCAUGAGGGUGGGGGCACCCUCACGGCACUAUAGUGCCAGGAAAACAAGUUUGUUUUCCUGGCACUAUAGUGGUCCUUUAAGCUGUAGUGGUUCUGCUGACUAUAGUGUCCAUUUACAUUUGUACAAAUGUUUUUUGUUUUUUUUACUGUAAUUAUUUCAGAUUUAGGACACUGGGUGUGUGCAUUUACAUAUGCUGUUAUUUAUGUGUGUUUGAGUUUAUGUGUGUGUGUGUGUGUGUGUGUGUGUAUGUAUGUAUAUAUAUAUAUAUAUAGUGUGUUUGUAUAUAUUUAGAUAUGUGAAUAUAUAUAUUUUUAUUUUAUUUUAUUUUUUUUACUAGAUUGCUAUCAGAAUUUUACGAAGCCACAGACCCCGAACAAAGGAAUAAGUUUCCUGGAGAAGGACGACCUGCCAAGCUCAGUUUGAAGAGAACAGUGCCUUCCUUAUUACUCUUAACUGGAGUGACAGCAGGCAUGCUUUAUACUGAAACAGGAAGAAAGAUUUAUAUAAACACAUGGAUUUACGGGACAUUAAUUGGUUGCCUGUGGGUUAGCAUCAAAUCCUAACUAAACUGUUCAUUUCAAAUUUGCUGCAUAUUAUACCAAAACAUUUUUUUUUUUUUUUCUAAUUGAAAAUGUGUAAAUACUGCCUUACUUGUGAUUACAUUAGAUGAAAUUGAAUAUAUGACUAAUGCAGGACUUAUUAGUCAAGGAAUCAAGCACUGUUGAAUUUGCUAGCAAUUUCACACCUAGAAAGGUGACUUUACACACACCCCCCAACAGAAAUAAAAGUACAAACCUUUUUCAUUACAUUAGUUGUGUGUUUUGCAUAUACACAUUCAUUUUAAUCCCUUUAAGGACAGGGCCUGCUCUACUGGUGGUCAUUUAUUUAAUUGUGCCUUUUUCUUUGUUUACCCCUCUCUCCUUUUACCUCUCCAAACGUGUUUUGAUUUCACAUGCCAAGAAUUAUAAAACAUUGAUUAACAUCUUACCAGAGUCAGGAAAAAUGCAUCCAAUUAAUUGGAUCUGUGGUGCUAAAUCACACAUGUAAGGAAUGCAUGUCUCUUGGUUUCUGACUUUGUUUUUUGUUGUUGUUUUUUUGCAUGUUUAAUGUUUUGUAUAUUAUUCUUAAUCAAGAUGCUUUGAUUUCUCUUUUUUUUUUGUCUUCUGUGUUAGUUGUUUAGUACAUUUGUGCCAUACAUAUAAUAUCAUAUUAUUAUUGUUUAUAUUUAUGGUGCUAUCCAAUAUGUUUGCCAUUGCACUGCCGUAUUAUAUGCUUUUGAAAAUCCAAGGAAAUGCUGAAGCAUGUGCCUCUUCUUUUUUGCUUAAUUUAUAAAUGUAUAGCUUUCUUGUUGAUGUCUUGUUGUGUUAACCAUAUAUACAUUUAUGGAUUUGUUUAAAAUAGUAGUUCUUAGAAAAGUUACUUACCAGACUCUGCUCAUGCAGGAUCUAAGUUUAAAUUUAUGUUCAGACUUAUUUAAUUGACACUUUAUGGUACGUCAUACACCUUUGUUCAGCCAAGUAUAAGGAAUACUGUCCUGUUUCAGUUUGAGUACCUCAUGAGUCCUAGAUUUUCAUACUUGUUACAGUAAUUCCAGUUAUGUGUUAAACGUAAGCGCACAUAAGUGCCAAGUUGUGUUUAUGAGAAAUUCCAUGCACCGUGACAACUAUGGCUCCUUUACGUGGACAUGCUGCUAGGCCCAGAGGAUUCCAUGGCACCUUAAGCCCACCCUUUCAGCUGCAGAUGUGAAAAGAUUCACUCUUUUUUAUUAUCCGUCCAAAUAUUGUUUGUGAGAACACUUGCAUACAUACAUAUGCAAUGAGAAGCUGUGAGCACAGGGAAGGUUUCCACAGCUCUUUUGGGACAUGCAGAUCAAUGUUUACCAUUUCGGACUGGCACCCGUAACCAGUGCAAUGCCUCUCAUGUUAUAUAAAUAUUUGGAUGGAGAUGGUUGGUGGGCUAGGUCAUAGGAUUCCAGGGAAUCCUACAGUUAUUGCUGUACCGCUUGACAAAAGCCAAUGGAACUGCACACUAUAAUAAAAUUGAUAUGGUUUUAUUUGUUUGUUUAUUGUUAUACAUAUUAUUUUUUUAUUUUAUUUCUUUUACCCAUGCAAAUGUAGCUAUGUAUUCUUAACAUUUUAGCAACUGUUGUAUAAUACACUUAAACAUAUUCAGAGGAUUACCAAUACAAAAAAAGACAUUAAUGAACCGUACAGUUUUUAGUGCAUUAUGUUGAUAAUAUAAUAUUGAUAAUGCAUUAUUGUAUACAUCCUUGUCCAGCAGGAGUUUAUUGGAAGUUUAGUUUAUCCCCCCAGCUGCAGUUCUAGGAUAAUUGGAACUGCCCAGUAAGCAGAUGGUACCAAUACUGUGGGAUCAUCCUGUUCACAGUUUGGUUUGCCAUCUUGUUUACUGGAUUGUUUCCAGCAAUUUGAUCAGAUUGCUUUCCUACGUGAACAUAUAUAAAGGAUACAAAAUAGUUUUGUUGUACUUUUUUUCUUUUGCGCUCCUACUUGAUGCCCGUUUGCAGUUGUGUACAGAGGAGUUAUCUGCUGCACUUAAAUUACAAUAUAUUAUAUUUUUUAUUUGAAAUAAAAUAUUACAUGCACCAUACGCCCUGUACGUUAAUACUUAAUAUUACCUCAUUUUUGGUGCAUCUGUGUGGGGACAACCUUCUUUAAAGUGCAAUUGUCAUUUUUAUUGAAAAUGACCCAUUUCCCUCAACACAUUAAGUAGUGCAGAGAAAAUAAAGAAAAAAAAAACCUUUCUGUGUCUAUAGCAAUUUCUACGCUCCAAGAGGUUGCAUACAGUGCAGUGCAACCUAAACAAUAGAAAACUUUUCAUUGGCAAAUAAUUGUGCCAAAAUCUUAAAUUUGUCAGUUCAGCUGUUAAAAAAAACCUGCCACUACCCAGGGUUACUUAUAACAUGUAUUUAACAAAUAUGUGUUCGUUCGAGAGAUAAAUCCACACGCUUGAUUCUGCAAUUGGGUGCAUCCAUACUGGCUAUAUCUCAGCUCAUUGUUAUAAGCGCUACCCUUUGCAUGUGGCAGCAUAGAGAAAGCAUACAGAGAAAAGAAAGAAUUAAACAAAAUUGGAAAUUUAUCAUACUGUUCUGAAAAGGGUCUUUUUAUUUUGGAUUUUAAUCUGGCCAAAUUUAUAAAGUUUCAAAAUGGUCUACAAAAUCGGCAACUUUUUUCUACCUAAAUUUUGCUAUUUUUUUUUUUUUUUGUAGAAAUAUCAAGUUCAGAAAUACCUCCCAAAUUUCUAGUGGAGGAAAUAGAAUUUUAUGGUAAAACAAUUAUUAAAAAGAUUGUUAUAUAUGUUGCAUCACUGAACGGCUGGCAUAUAUUAAAAAUUUUUUUUUUUUUUAAAUUAAAUUACAAGUAUGGCACAAAGGUGACAGAAGAAGAAGAAGAAAAAAAAAAAGAAAUUGCACCGGAAAAGGGGUUAAAACUGUAUUUCAUACUUUAUUUUACAAAUCCCCCAAUAUCUAUAUUUCUCUUAAUUUGCUACCUGUGACCCAGUUGUGCCUGGACAAUGUAUUUUUGCUAAAUAUUUAAAGUAUAUUUUUUAAAAUAAAGUUUUUAAAAACUCACAUGUAAAACAAACAUGGCUUUGAAUGUUUUUCAACAGUAUACUUUCCAUAGACGUCACGGUUUGCCCUUAACUCUUCUUUUGGUCAAGCACAUAUUACUCCAAACCAAAGUUAUGUAUUUACUCAGGAGCUAGACGUGACAAAUCUUGAUGUCAUACAGUUUCCAGCUCCUCAAAGACACGUUUGUUUUUUCCCAAUCCAUGGCCAUUGGUCAAGUAAAUAAGGUUUCUAGCCAAAGAAGAAUUAACAAUGCACUAAAAAAGAGGUAUUUAUUGAUAUGUACACAUUGCAAAUAAUUAAGUUUACAAUAUUUAAUCACGUACAGGGCUAAAGUAGCUAAACUGGAAGCAUAACUGACUUUUCCUUGUUACCUACAAUUUUUAAUUCUUUCUGAAUUACCAAUAGUACUUACUUUAGGAAAUAAACCCCUAUUAUGUCACAUGCUAUGAGAUAGAAAGAUAUAUAUAUAUAUAUUUCUAUGUGUGUAUGUGUAGUCUGAUUCGGUGGGAUGUUGUGGUACUUUAAAACACAAGUUACAUGUGUAAUGGGUAGGAGAAAGAUUAAUGUGUAAAUGAGAUGCCUUCAGAUGAAGAAACAUCCCUUAUGUUUAUUAGUACUUUGAUCUCUCCCCAACCUCUACAAUCAGGAGUAAAAAGGGAGUUGUAGUUGACACCCUGUGGAAUGCAGGAGGAUGCCCAUUUCUACCCUACGAUCAGUCUUUGCAAUUAUUGAAUAUUAAGGAGUCCUUUUCAUGUAAGAGAAAGAAUCCUCUCUUCGGAAUGUGAUUGUAGGGUCCUUCCGGUCUGCAUUAAUUUAACACUUUUGUUAUCACGCAAAGUCAUCUCAUUUUAUUUAUGAAAAUGUAUUUUGCAGGGGGUUUUUUUGUUUGGAGAGGAACUGCAUUUGUCACGUAAUGUAUGAGCAACAUGAAUGAAUAAUAUCCUAUUCAUGCAUUAUAUAUUAGUUUGGUUACCUAUAUCACGUCCGUUUACCCAAAAUCAGAUUUGACAUGUGUUUAUGUGUACAAUACUACACCUAUCUGUGAUAAAUGUUUCAUUGUAUUUGUGAUCUAAAUGUUUACAUAAAGUGUCAGUUAUGUGUAGUUUUGCUACUGUGGCCUUUUGUUUUUCCUUCCACUAGUCAUGUCUGGUUUAAACAGCCCAGUUCUAUUCCUAUGCUUUUAGUAGUUCAGAAUUUGCCUCCCAAGGAGGUUAAGUUGCGAUUAACUUACACAAUAACCCAAAAAAACAAAAGCAUUUGCAACGGAAGGUACAUAAGGUCAGAGUUGGAUCUGUGACAUUUGCAGUAGGUUAACAUAAAACAUUGUUUUGUAUAAAACCUAAAAUUAAUGCCCUAGAAAGUGGAAGCUAGAAUUAAAGAGCAAAUUUUCAUCAUGGGUCCUAUGGACUUUCAGUUUGAAUGCUAUAAAUCCUUUUCAUGGUGUGUGCACUUUAAUUUGUUUGCUUGACAUAAAAAAUAUAUGCACAAUAGGAGCAAUCAUAUUAGCAACAGACCAUUUGCUAAAACUUAUAAAAUUUUUACACUUUGCAAUAGUAUAUGUGACUGUGAAACAAGUGAAUUUACUAUACUAUUAUAUUUCAUUUCAUAAACCUUUAAGUAUAUGCGAUAUAGUUUAAAUUCUGCGCUUGAGUUUAUCUUGCCAUUAAUCUUACCACUUGUAUAGCCAUAAUUAUUUUGCUGUGUACACGUCUGAUGUUGUUUUAUACAUAAUAAACUAUUCUUCUUGCAUA